CACGGCGUCAACAAUGACGACGACGGUGCCGAUGACGUCAACGACAACGGCGCCGGUGAUUGCGGCCGCUCUGUAGUGGCCCCUUCGACCACCUCGUGCGCGCCACUCUCAUGUCGGCGGCUGUGACACCGACUGCGACGACGACGACGGCGGCGGUGGCGGCGGUCCGAUUUGCGGCCGUCGUGACGGCCGCGCGACUACGACCGCGACCACAGAUCGCAUCUUUCCACAGCGCUCCCGGCGCCCGAGCCGUGCUCGAGCCGGCCGUAUAAUAUUUCGUACGGUACGCCGUAAAACAAGUUCGGCAUAGCUGAGUGAAGCUCGCCAACCCGCCGACCUAAACGCAAAUAUAAUAAUACGCCCGCACACCCGAUUGCCGUGACCCGUUUACCCGGCACCGGAAUCAGCGACUAAUAACCGCCAACCGCGCCAGCUUCACCUCGGGCGCCGCCGCCGCCGUCGCCGGUGGUGGCCGGACCCGAUGAACCGGACCGAGUGCCAGACGCUGCGCGACUCGAUGGUGUGGAGAGACGCGCAGGUGUUGGGCGCUCUUGUCGGCUUGUCGUUCAUAGCGUUGAUCGUGACCGUCGGCAACACGCUCGUGGUGGCCGCCGUGUUCAACAGUUCCAAACUGAGAUCGCCCACCAACACGUUCAUCGUUUCGCUAGCCGUGUCCGACCUGAUGGUCGGCGUGGCCGUGUUACCGUUCAGCGCUACCUGGGAAGUGUUCAAGGUAAAAAAAAAAAAAAAAAUUCAUUACUAUUAUUAUUAUUAUUAUUAUUAUUAUUGUUAUUACGCUCGUGCGUUUAGGAUUCACCCGAUGACUCGGCGAUGUUGCCGUUGCGCAAUGGAUAAAUAAAAAUAUUAAAAGGAUACGUAUACCGAUGCGGUCGUCUGUCUAGAACUGUGUUUCUCAAUGUGAGAGGCGUGAACACGUUGAGGGGGAGGCACGAGCAUUUACAUUGUACAUUUUAUGUAAACGAGGAGUAAAACGAAUAGUAAAUAACGGCCCGUGAUCGCGUAUCGCUUCGGCUAAAAUAAUAAUCGUAGUUUCAAAAAUCCCGUGCCGCUGCGCCGACCGUCGCUACAAAAACAAAAGCCUACAAAAACCUACAAAAACCUAACCAACUUCAUUAUAAAAACAAAACUACAGAAAUCACUCGGUUGUCGAAUCACACUCGAAGUGUGCUCCUCUCCGAUAUCGAACCAAACAUAAAACUAUUCAAAGGAAAGUGUUUUUGGCUUUUUAUUAUCAUUUUUUACAAAUUACAAAAUAUUAUUCACAUUACCACGUAAUAAAAUUUUACCAUUUAUAUUAUUGGCGAUUACACGAAUAUUGUGUAGUUUAUUUAUAAAAUAUAUCAAAAAACAAGAUCAUCAAAUUUUUCAAUUUAUAGAGUGGUGAGGAGAGGGGGUUAGAUUUAUGAAAAAUCUCGGGGGCGAGGAAUAAAAUAGGUUUGGAAUUACUGGUCUGGAACGACUUAAAAUUAGCAAUCCCAAACGAUUUAUCAAUUCAACACGAGCAUUGAAAAUUAUCGGCUAAACGUACACUAAAUGUAAUGUAGUAGAUGAAAAGUAAAUUAUUCCUUUAAAUAAAGUUUAAAAAAAAAAAUACAAAACAAAAUAAAUAUAUUUAUUUUAAGCUCUGAAUCAUCGAGACACAUCGACACAUCGUACAAUACGUGAAUUAUAUUCAAAAUUUAUUUUUAUUCUAAUGGGUACUUUAUUUUUCUAAAACCACGGCGUGACAAAAAAAAAAUAAAAAAGGAUGACAUACUUCGCACGUGAAUGACUCACUGUUAUUGGUGAAAAGUUGGGAUAUUAGAGGGCAAAUUCAAUGUAUAUCUGUACGCAACGAUUAAAGCCAUUGCUAAUGAAAAAUCGAGUCUGAGCAAAGUUCGGUCAAUAGUGUGGCAUUGUCAACAAUAUACAUGACACCUUAUGGUUUUUUCUACGUUUUUCUUUGGUUUACCCAUUUAUUGGGAAAACUCAUGGGAAAAUCAAAAGACUCUCCCUAAUGUGCCAACCCAGUUAUAUUUUUUUUUUUUUAGAAAAAGUAAUGUAAUUGUAAAUCGGAGGAAAAUUUCUGGUAGAAAAGUUGUCCACAGAAAAAAAAAAAUUAAACAUCAUUAUAAAACCAAUGCAUUCCUCGCUCCAUUUAGAAUCGAAAAGAGCCAAAACUGGAAAUAAGUGUGCCACUGUUAUAGCUAAGAAGUCGGGAAGGUAGGACAGAUUAAGUUAUUGCAUUUAUACCUGUAACGAUAAACCAUUGGUAAUGACACACGAUUCGGAGCGAAAUUCGGUUAUACAUAUGUUUUAAAAGACCGUAAUAUUUACGAUUUUCAUCAAAAUUUGACAUUAAAACUGUAAUAAAAAUAAACUUUAUUUCAUUUUUCGGUUUUGCCCAAUUAUUAAAAAAAUCAAAAAACAAUUUUCUUACUCACCAACUAAAUUAAAAAUUUAACACAAUAGGUCCUUUGCCGUUUUUCUAUUGGAGCAAUAUUUCUUUUAGAAAACAUUGUUUACGGACAUGAAAACCAAUGAAACCUGUAACGAUUGGCACGGCCCGUGACACGCUGUCAAUAUUUGCUAUUUUUUUUAUAUAAUUUUGUUUCAGGUUUUUUACAAUUAUUUUGCAAACCCCUUGAAAAAUCAAAAAAAUGAAUGCUUAAAUGCAUCAAUUAGAUAAAAUUUCCUUUCAGAAAAUGUUCUACAAAUGAUACAUCGGAACAAGUUUUCCUUUCGAAGAGUUGUUUACAAACGAAAAUAACACACAUCAUAGUAAAACUAAUACGCUACGUUCCAAAUGUAAAAUUAUGAAAAAUAUUCGACUAGGAAUGAAUGUUUCGUAAUAAUAUUUUUCGCCCAUGUCGGUUAUAGUUUUGCAAAAUCAAAUCUGAUAAGUUUUUCUAAUAAUAUAUUGAAUGUACAUUGUUUUACAGAGUCCUCAAAGUCAAAAAAAAAUAUUUUUUUCAAUAACAUUACUCAGAUAAAGGCAAAAGAUAAUUGAAUUUCAAUAUGAAUAUUCCCUAGCUUAUGCAGAAGGAGGGAGAUUUUUUAUCUUUUUAUAGGUCCCACCAAAUUAAGUAAAGGCGAUGCAUGGUAAGACUAUGUGCAUUUUGAGGUUUAAAACCCAUCCCCAAUCAUUUUUAUGUCCAUAUUACAUUUUUUUUUUUUUUUGAGAAAAUUCCGGGAUUUAAAUACUCCUACUGCCUUUAAUGUAACAAAACUCUGGGAAUCAUAACUAUUUUGAAUAAACUAUUAUAAAAAAAAAAAAAUUAUACAUAAUAUAUUAUAAUGACGAUAAGUCGAGUUCGAGAAAACUCGGGUAAAUGGAAGUCUGCUGCUCCCGAAUGUUUUUUCACACCCGUGUAACCAAAAGAGAUCAAAAGUGUAAUGAAAAAAAAUUAUUUUGACUGCAGUUCUUAAUAUUAUAUUGUUCACGUUGUAAAGUAAUUAGUCACCGUUUACACCCGGGUAUCGAUUUUGUAUUUUUUUUUUUUAGAACCAUAAAUACUUCAUAAGCAGACAAGAGUGCUGCGGCGGUGUUUAGAGUGAAAAUGCAUUAAAAAUAAUUAAUAAUACGCUUGAUAUAUGAAUGAGGUCUAAAAAACUAACAACGUUGGAGUUUUCACGAGCGUGCAAAUCAAAAGACCCGCGGAACUUUGUCGAGAAGUGUUGGCAACACUUGGCAUUUUUGAUCGCAAUUCUCUCUCUCUCUUUCUCUCUCUCUCUCUCUCUCUCUCUCUAUUAAUAUACUUUUACAUAUACAAUACAAUGUGUCUUAAUAUAAAUAUCAACGGUCCCGAAAAAUUACACAGACUGAAAGGGGGGGGGGGGGGGGUUAAUCAUUUAUAAGAACGGGUAAAUUGUGUUUUACUUACGUGUAAAAAAUCGAUAUCUCCGUGGUAGGUAUACAUUAUAUACCUACACACCUACCAGGUGUGGGGAUUGCAGACGUUGUUGGACGUUUAAAAUCAAUAAAGUUUGAUAAAAUUCCUUAUAAUGUAAUCGUAGUAUAAUAUUAAUAAUAGCAAUAGUGUCUGUUUGUCUGCCUGUGCGCAAUCUACAGUCGAAUCUAUCGCACACAGAGGUCAGAUGUAAAAAAUAUACAUACAAAAUUACACGGACGGGACCAACCGUGUGCCACGCAAACGGACUUCGACUCCGACACGGCGGUAUUCGAAAUUUUCGGAAGGAAAAUUUAAAAAAAAAAACCAGUUAUAUGAACCUACUCCGCCAGUCCUAUAUUUUGUAAUGUCUUUUUGAUACGCAUACAAUGCUUUAAUCGUGCCGUUGCUUAUAAAAUGUAAAAUGCAAAGGAUAACCGUACCACUGCCAAUGGCCGUCACUAUUAUAGGGGUUCAACCGUCUGAGAUGUGAGAGUGGAGACACUGGAGAUUUUUACCAAAAUUAAUAAUCAAAAAUUGUUCAUUGUUAUCGUGGCUAAAUAAACAGUUAUGUUAGCAAAAUAAACAAUAAGCGUCGAAAUUGACGUCACGCGGCGCACAUAAUAAUACUAUAAUUAUGCAUUAAGCAUUUCAUGAAAAAAUUAACUAUGGCCGUAGUUUAGUAUCAAUGGCCACUGUAACGAAAACAAAACUAGUAUUUGAAUAUUGAAAUGUAAACAGGAAUAAAAGCGACCCAAGCGAACGGAAAAAGUUCUAAAAAAUCAGUCUAAUUAAAAAUGUUUGCAUUCCUACUGAAAAACCGAAAUGACGCACCCGUGCUCCACCGGCGUCGACGGAGCCGAAAGUAAUACGCAAUCCAACGGUGCUGCACUAAGUAACCGGUUACUGUGUAGACUAUAUUACAGUGUUCCUCACGACAACUUUCAUUCGUAUAAUUGUCUGUGUUACGUCAUGUGUCACCCCAUCUUCGCGGGUUGAAUUCCGUGGGAAAAGUACUGCAUGUUACGCCUGGUCUUAAACAUUUGUGCAAAACUUCAACUCGAACCGUCACAAACUACCGGUUUAACGUGAAGCGGUAACAUUCGUCCAAACAGACUUCCUUCGCAUUUCUAAUAUUAAUAAAAUUCGUUGUUCGCGGGCGAAGAAAUAGUUAAAAAAAAAAAAAAAAUUACCGGCCAUCGGUGGUCAGUGACGGGAACAGAGGGCGGAAAUAGCCGGAGUCACGAGUAUACGGGUCUUUAUUUUUCGAAUUUUUUUUUUUUUUCAUUCAAUAUACUGUGCACGAGCAAGACAGCAAGUAAUAUAAUAAUAAUAAGUAUGUUAGGUUAGGUUAGGGUGUGUCGACCGCUAUCGGUAGACUCGCGUAUUAUAUUCUACGCACGUUCGUACGGGAAUCUUAUUUAGAAUACGGAUUAGAAACACGAUACGAAAACGUUGUAUUAUGAAAAAAAAAAAAACUGCAAUUUGACAAAAAAUAAAUAUAACAAUAAUUUUAGAAUUUGUGAUUUUGCAAUAGUGUUAAAUAUUGCGGACGUAUAUUUCGAACGGUAUUUACCCGUGUCCCCGUAUCUAGUUUGUAAAAAUAAUUGCGAAUUAUCUUAAAUAGUUGUCUAGAAGUUUUUUCGUUCUUUUCGUAAUCAAUUUUAUUGCAGUCGAUGCAUAAUAUAUUAUUAGUAAAUGUGUAUUUGAACGAAACAAAAACAAAAAAAAUCGAUAAAUUCGAUACGUAUUUUUAUACGGCGGGACUUGUUAUUUGUCGCUGGGUACCGGCAACGGAGGAAAAGAGGGGAAGGGGUAUGACAACCGUAUUUGAAACAAAACAAAAGGGGAAAAAAACUGUAAUAAAAUAUUUGCAACUUUUUUCUAUGAAAUAUUUAUCCGAUUUAAAAAAAAAAUAAAAGGCAAGAAAAGAAAACUUACUGGCAUAUUUUUGACAGCUAUACAAUCGAUGGAUGUAAACUCGAAUAAAAAGAAUUAUAUUUUAACCUCAUAUAGUUUUUUUCCGAAAAAAAAAUGACAUACGGUAAAUUUAUACCGACAUUUUGUACGAUAAAUAAUCAAAACGGACUUAUUGAUUGAUGACUCUAUUGUUACAAAAUUACAUAAAACUAAUCAAAAAUAGCCUAUAUAGUAUUACAGUGUGAUAAGAAUAAUAUCAGCUAUCCGUUUACGGUUAGCCGAUUGAAUGAAAUACGAUGUUCUAUAUACGUGAAAUAUCAUAAAAUUAUCAGUGUAUCUUGUCAUCUGCACAUCGGACCAGGUACUAACUUAAAAAAUGCACCUGCCUAAAGUAGAUCUUAAAACUAGAAUCAGAUUCGUCAAUAAACUAACAGGCCCUUCACGGGAAACUGCAACAAACUUCCUUUGAACAUAUUUUAUAGCCUUGUCAUUAUCGGUCACAGAGUGCUGUGUGGGAAGGAGUCGCUUACACCUAGGUGAUAAAUAUCAAACUUAAAUAUACCAUGUGCACAAUAUCUGGUACAGUCUUGAGUACAAACAACCACUGACUGUCUUAUUUGGUCAUUAUAAUACGCUCACAUAAUAGUAGACAAAACAGCAUGCAAAUAGUAAAAGGAAUAAUCAAUAGACACCAGAAACUGUCAUUUAUCGAAGAAGGUAUAGCAAACUCAAGGCUCUAAUACAGAAACCGUUCCUUCAAAGAUCUCUGACCAUCACUGAAACGAGAAAGAUUACUCCAAAUACGUGGCAGGAUGAGACCAGAAGUCAUCCACGUAUAAAACGAGUGCACUUCAGUUCUAGGCAUGGACCUCUCUGAAAAAAUCUGGAUCAGACUCAAUCGCACUAAUACGAGACACGGGAGAUGUUGCGAAAUAAUGUACAAAUGGAAAUUUAGAGGGAGUCUAGAGUACGAGUGUGGUGCAACUGUGCAAUCGAUGCAAUAACCUAAUUACUUACACCUAAUUUCUGGCUGUUAUUUUAAGAGAAACAAUGGUGAUUUGGAGGAACUCGCCAAAGUAACGCCUGAAGUACCAUUUUAUUAAAUGUUCAAAAUCGUAUGUAGGCAUUUUAAUGAAAGUAAAAUGAGUUUGUCUGAUAUAUUUUAUUGGCUGUGAAAAUCAAUUUUAAUCGUACGAAAAAUGGUAAUUAUGGCGCAUUUGUUAAUUACCGAGGUACAGCACGAAAAAAAAAAAAUAAUAAUAAUAAUAAUAAAUUUGUGAAAUAAGUAUUUACUCUGUAAAAAAAACGAAUUAAAAAGAUAAGGAUAUUUCGGUUUAAUCUAUACGAACACUAAAAGAUCUUUUGCCUUUUAUUUUUUAAUAAGUCGUCAGGUAUUUAGAUUAUCGUUUAAAUGAAUUUAUCUAAAUGUAUUCCAACGCUAAUGCUAAAAUUAUUUUGAUCAAUUUCCAUUGAUUAAAAUAACUGUAAACCACGGGUGUAAAAUAAAUUACAGGUAGUUAUAAUAGAAAUUGACAGGUUGAUACGAUAUAUUUGAUAUAAAUCCUGCGAAGAACUCGAGACCUACACGCAACACAGUGAAAUCGAGGUAUGCACAGUAAUCAAAACGUAUAUACGAGUAUUUGAUAAUGGGGUAGACGGAUCCCUGGAUAUUGUAUUCUUUAAUGUAAAUACGUUCGAGUAUAAUGCAGAACGGUAACAGCUGUUGAUGGAGAAAAUAUUAUAGUAUGACGAAAGUAAAGAACGGGCAAGAGGAAAAAGUGACGAAUCAAAAUAUUGUACAGUAUAAAAUUACAACGCCGAGACUUACUCUCUGCGGAAAUGGACCACGAAAAAUAAACAGUCUUACAUUGUUAAAAUAGCCGAAUGUUCGGGCCGUGGUUGGAGAUUAGAUCAAACUAUAUUAAUACUGUAGACGUUUUUGUAAAACCAAUGGACGACCGACAAAAAUUUAUUAACGAUCAUAUUAUCCGCUACCGGUAGAUAAAUUCAGCAGAUAUGAAUUCAGUGUUGUGUUUCAUCUAUACAAUAUUUUUUCUUAUAUUUAGAUAAAACAUUCGAAUUACCUAAAAUGUAUGAAUAUUUUAUGAGAAAUAAGAUAAAUAUUUAAUUUAUAUUGAUAUGGAUUUAUUAAUAAUUAUUAUAAGGGUGCAUCAAUCGCACGACCUUUAUGAAAUCUAAACGUGUGGGUGUCAAAUCUGUAACAUUUUUACUACUUUUGACAUCCAUAGUGUUAUGAUAAUUAUAAAUGAAUAAAAUUCAUAAAAAAAAAAUACCGGAUGUCUUCGAAAUAAAAGUUCUGAGAAGAAUUAUUAGGCUAUACAAGGAUGAUCAUACCGGUGCACAGUGGAGAAAGAGACAUAUCCAAGAAUUCCAGGACGUCUUUCAACGCCCAAAAGUAACGAAAGAAAUUUCAAUAAAAAUACUAAAAUGAGCGGAGCAUGCGGGAAAAAGGAAUCAAGAGUCAAUAAUAAUAAGGUCCGUUAUUUAAAACAACUCGGUAGAAAAGCGGUUUCUCAGAAGAUCUUGUUUAAUGUGGGAGGACUGUGCGGUUAGAGACAUAUGAAUAGUCCUAAAACCCAGUGGAAAAAAAUAUUAAAAGACAAUGAUAGGUGAAAGUAUAAUUAUGUACCUAUGUUUGACGGACUAACCUUCAAAGCAGUUACUCCCGAAAAAAAAAAAAAAACAAAAUUAAUGAAAUCAUCUUUUUUUAUCAACAGUUUAAAAAGUUGUAUGUAUUUUUAUCUUCAUAUGCACGAUAAUUAUUCUAGCAAUUUUUAUAUCAUACAUCUUUAUGUAGAUAUUUUGUAGAUAUAUUAAAACUUAACUUUAUGCAACACUGUUUAUAAUAAUCACUUACGUGCCGAGUAUUUUCGCGUAUUCGGAAAAGUGCGUGAACAGCGCAGAAACGCGUAUAGUUCCCCCGUUUUCUAAUGAUACUUUGAAUGUCGUUUUUGAUUUCGUUCUACGGCGUAUCUCGCAUGUUCGCACUUCAAACGUUUUAGGCGGUCCGAAUCGGGUAUAAUUCAUAUACACUAAUAUAUGCAGUCCUCGAGUCUCCUUCUAUGGUCUCCUAUAUACGAAAUGUACAAUAUAUUAUUAACUUCGUUAAAAUCGUAACGCCCGACCGGCGCGGCCGAGACGAGCUAUCCUCAGCGCAUACAACGGCUGAUGCGACACACACACACAUAUUAUAUUCAGUAAAAUGUAUCUUUUCUCCAAACUGAAUUCCGUAUUAUAACAAUGUGCGCCGCUCGACAUUUCUCGUGUCGCAAAACAGGAGUCGAAAAAUAAAUACAAAGUGUUUUUUUGAUUUGUAUUUUAUUGAUUUAUAUUUUUUCCCGUAUAGGUACACCAAUAACAUUCACGUCGCCCACCCCGUCACAAAGUCCAAUAAUAUAGUAUCCGCCGUCCGGCAGAAAAUAUUAUUACUGACAGACGACCCGAUGUUUUGUUCUACAUCGUCAUCGUAUCUUACAUAGUUCAGCCUCAACUGGCAUGUACACAGAACGAUAAAUUUAUCACGAACCGGUGAUUUUCUCGAAGGAUUUAAUGUGAAUUAGAUUUCUAUUUUUUUCUUUUUCGAUCAUUUUAGAACCGUUUAGGUUUUACACUGCCGUAAAGAGUUUAGACAAACAUUCUGUGUUCAAAUCUGUAAUACCAGCAGACGAAAGGGGUCCAGUUCGAAAAUCAAAAGUGUAUACUCAUUUUAGGUAUAUUAUUGAGUAGAGGUAAAGUAACGGCCGAUUGUUCUUUUAUUAUUACUGCUCCAAGAACCGAAAAUCCGGUAUAUCGGUAUCGAGAACCCGAGGAAUAAUUUUCGGAACCAGACAAGAACCGGUACCGCUGUUUGUUAGGAACCGGCUCAUCUCUACAGUCUUAACGCAUUUAAACUACGAUAUUAUAUUCCAAUCAAAGGCGUUAUAGUUGUUGCAAUUCGUACGCAUAAUCGAUGUUACGAAGUCCCGUUUGUAAUUACUUUGUGUUUGCGUACGGUUUAUGGGUGUACCUAAUACGCAAACGCGGUCUUACCUGAUGGUUAGAAAAAAAAAAAAAAAUACCCGUACAUACCGAUGGGUCGCGCCUACACUUGAUAAUAUUACAAUCGUCGCGUUUUGUAUUACAUUAUAACUAGGACAAACGAUAUGAUAAAUUCGAAUGUUAUGCGUUUGUAUUACAUAUUAUUACGGACGAUAAUAAUUAUUAUUGUACACUGCUGCAAUAAUGUUUCAAAUAGGUCGUUCAAAUAAUAUCGUCCAUAAUUGUUCCGAACUGUUAUCGUCUUGACGCGAUAACUUCAUCCUUACAAAUUAUGAUAUAUGUUUACAGUGCAUUAAAUUUUAUCGCAACUAUAUAAAAUAAGUUUUUAAGUAUCGCCGUUGAAGUAUUUAAGUUUUAUAAUCGUAAAUAGCGGUUUUUUCUCUCUCUCGAACUUGAUGAUGUUAAUAUUAUUACUGUUAUGCGCGUAUUUAAAAAAAAAAUGUACAGGCACGAAAUCUCGGUUAUUACGAUAACGACAAUAUGCAUCGCGUGUAUUAUUCACGAUUUUUCUUUGUUUUUUAUUUAGUUUUACAGGACGUAAAUGUAUUGUAAUUAAACAAUCGGUAUUUAGUAGAAGAUACAUCAAAAUAAUCGUAUUAUCUAGAAAAAAGAUAUAUUCUUAACUAGGGACUAGUUAUCAAGAUGGAAAACAAUUUUGUUAAUUACCCAUGAUAAAACUAAAUGUUGAAAGUGGGGGUGGUGAAAUUGUACAUGCAUACUAGGUUUGAUAUAGUUACAAAUUGUAAGUUUUCAUAAUCGUUGUGUGAUUGAUGUAACUUAAUAAUAAGUUAACUCAUUGAACCAUAAUAUGAAUAUAAAUUAAAUAUUGCAUCAAUUCUUUCUAAUGGAUAAAUAAAUUAGUGUUGAAAAAAAAAAAAUGUUUCUAGAUCAACGGUUCUCAAACUGUGGUUCACGUACCACAAGUUAUUACGCGAUAGAUCGCAUGGUAGUAGUACGGAAAAUAAAUUAAAAAAUAUUCGUAUACUAAUGUUUUUAUCUAACGGAUUUAAUACUAUAUUUUAUUUAUUAAUAUUAUAAUGUAAUAUUUUGUUGUCUUAUACUCGUAUCUUAUUGAAAUGCAAAGAAAUUAUAAAUAGUUCAAUUUUUAGUCGUAAUUGGUACACGGAAAUAAAGUUUGAGAACCUCUGGUCUAGAUGGUCCAGUUAUUUUUCAUAAACAGCUUUUUUUUCUAAUUUAUCCGAAUAGAUAGGAUAAAAGAUAAAAACAAAAGACUGCCGCCACACGGUCAUACUUAUAUUUAUUUAUUUACCUAUUAAAAAAGAUCUGAUUAGGUAAUAAUAUUAUUAUAAGCUAACAGGGUUUUUUCUGAUUUCCUUAUGCGAGUUAUAGUCAUUGUGGCAAUUAAUUUCCUAAAUACAAAAAAAAAUAACUAAAAUUACAAUUUUAGAAAACGGAUGUUUUGUUAAACGUGCGUAAAAUUUCAAUCAAUUAUCGGGUGACUUAAAGACUUUAAAAGACUAAUAUUAUGUCAAACCAUAUGACGUAAUUGGGCCUGAAACAAUUUUUCUUCAGACGCCAUAUUCAUAAAAAACAAAAAAAAUAUAGCGAGUACAUGGUUAUUGGCUCGACAAAAUCGAUUACUUUUGUUUACGGAAACAAUAUACACGGUACAAAUGCCAAUUAAUCUGACACCGACAAAUGUAUUUGAACAUAAAAGGUCAAAGACGUUUCUUGAAAUAUUCUGUUCGAGUCACUUCAAAAAAAAAAAAAAAGAAAAAAGAAACUCAAUGAUAUGCACAGAAUCUAGUACUAAGUGUAUACUAAUUAAUAUUAGUGAUAGGAAAGAAAAGUACAUUUUACGAAUAUGGUAUUCUAUGCGCGUAAUUCACGAGUCUAAAGUGGAAAAUAGCUUAUAACCAAUAAUAUAAAUUAUUAUUAGUAUUAUAAAUAAUAUUUUUUACGAUGUCACACACAUCUAAAAAUAGCAUUCCGUGAUGAAUAGUUGAUAAAAUAAGUACCUACACCUAUUACAAGUUGUUUUGUCAAUAUUUAAUUAAUAUCGUUUAUUAAUAUUAGAAAAAAUCCUUGUUGCUGAAAAAACGCGCUCGUCGUAUAAGAUUCUAAGCCCAACGAAAAUGUCAAAACAAUAAUUGUCCACGUUAAUAAGGAAACUCGAUAAAUGACCUACUAUCAAUGCACCAACUAGAUCCAAAAUUGGAUAAAGCUAUUCCUAUAAAUUGAUUGAUCGGAGCAAGAUUCCUGGUCUAAUAGCAAUUUAAAGGCACAAAAAGUAAUAAUAAUUUUAAAAAACCACAUCACUCUAAAUCCAAUAAAUUUCUCGCUACUCAAAGGAAUAUAAAAAGUUAAUAUUGCACUGCGAGUUUACGGAGAUAAUUCAAAUAAAAUAAAUAUUAAUGAUGGCUCAUCUAAUUUCCCAAAAUAUAAAUAAUUUUUUUAUUAAAUACAAAUUUUUCAUGAAAAAAUCGAUUAAGAAUAAAUAUACUUGUACAGAUAAUUCAUACCAGUUUUACACAUCCAACUAUGAUGUCAGAAAAUAGGUCUUAUGAUAGAACCGAUUAUUAUUGUUUAUUACAUAUUAUGUAAAUAUAUCUCCUAUAAUAUAUCUUUUCAAUCUUUUAAAUUAAAAUGUAUAAUUUAAUGGAAAGUCAAAUUUAUUUUAAAAAUAAAAUAUAAUAGUUUUCGUUGUGUAAUUUAAAAAUUGUGUUGACUUUCAAUAAACUAAUUUGUUUUGAUUUAUACAUUUACCGGGAGUUUUCUCGGUUUUUUCCAUUUAUAAGAAAAAUUGCCAAAAAAAAAAUCCAAAAAUAACCUCUGUAAUUCACCAACUAGAUCCAAAAUUCAAAAUUUUAAAAAAAGCUCUUUUAUCGUUGACGAUUUUCGGUACAAACAAAUCAUUUAACAUCGGUUAACAUCAAACAAAUCGCACACAUCGUUUUAAAACCAAUACAUUUCACGACGCGCUCAGAAUCCAAAACUUGUGUUUUCUAUCAUAACAUUGUAAUGUGCUCGAACAAAAACGUGGCGGAAUUUUAAUAAAUAUAUUUUAUUGUCGGACGUUCUUUUCUGGGGUGCCCUUUUUUUUUCCUUUUUUAAAUCGCAUUAAAUUCCUCGCCCUAUACUUACCCGCGUAAACCCGCGGUUAUACUCGUUAGCGAUGCAGAUAACACACUAUAAUUUGGAAUAAUAUCAUCCCUCGUGAUGAACACUGUAAUAGUACGAUAUAACUAUACAGUUAACUAGAUUAUAAUAUUAUAUUGUAUAACACAAUACUAUACACAGACACGAUUGGUACCUAAUAAAGUAACUUUUCGCGGAUUCGUUUCUCCGUCGUGUGUGUACAGAAUAAAUUGCGAAUUUCCACCGGUUGUAGAUACUAUUAUAAGUCAUAUGGUACAAUACACACGUAUCGUAGCGAACCACCACACCCGACCACAUGCAACGGAUAAUAAUCGUAUACAAUAUGAAUUCCUACUAGACUCACUGUUUUACGUGCCCUUGUACAUGGGAUGAUUUUUUUUUUUUUUUUAUCUUUAUUUAGCAAUCGGGUGUUGAGUAUACAUUUGGUUAUUGUAGUCAUCGCUGGAUCACGAUUGAAAAACUGUCCUAGGAUAACGGGCACAGAUGCAGCCUCUGUUGUAGGUGGGAAUUUCGGGCAUGUAGGAUAUAGGUAGUCUAUAGAUGGAGAUGUAUUGAUUUAAAUGAUGGGGAUUUUCUGAAAAAAAUUGUCCAACAAAAAAUGUACAGCCAUGUAAUUUUUUUGCGUUAUUCAAAUAGAGGUACCUAGCUUUAGUUCUUUAUAUUUUGUUAUUUGUGAUUAAACUCUCAUUUUAGUCUAAACAACACAAUUUAUGUUCUAAGUAACGCAAUUUUACUAUGUCCUACAUUAUAAUACGUAGACAACACAUGCGGAUAUGACAUCCUCUUAACCAAAAACUUAUAGAUGUACCCACGCCCCCACAUAUUAAUUAAGAUUUAUUCUAUAUAAUUAUAAUAACAAUUGCAAUGCAACUUUGUGUCAUAGUAAACCCACUUUCCGAAACUGCUAAAUUGUAGGAAGUGCAUAUCAAGAAUGUAAUGGCCGUUGCAUUCUACUUUUAUCAGAUGGAUGCGAUUGAUGUAUUGUCAUUUAUAUUCCAGUCUAUCUAUAAGUCAAUAAUGGUAAUUAACCGUUGGUAAAUACUCAAUGGGUGAGUAAAUAUUUUGGAUAUUUACUCGUAGGUUUAUUUAUCCACCCAAAAUGCGGGUAAAUGCUUUUUUUUAUUCCUGGUCUAUACAUAACUUUUCAAUAAAAAAAAAAAAAUAAAGGAAUACUGAUUGUCAUAAAAAAGUUGUAUAGAUAAUAUAAGUAUUUAUUAUAUUUGUUUUUAUGAAUAAAGAUCAAGUUACUGUUUUAUUGUUACCAUAUUUUUCUCUAAAAAAUGGUAUUGAAUUCAAAAUGAAUGAAAUUAACAAACACUUUGUACAUUCUAUUUAUUUACUCUAAUAAAACAAUCUGGAAAAACCAUGAAAAGGUCAGGAAACAAUCAUAAUGGAGUUACAACAUUUCAAUGACCGUUAUAAGCCGUCAUGUAUGAGGGACAUACAACUACAAUACAUAUUUUCCGAGUCCAUAAUAUAAUAAUACUUGUAAAAUACAAUACAUAAUUGGAUGAGCGUUGAAAACUUGAAAAAUUCAUACCGAAAAUAUUAUCGUAUACGACAACGCGUAUACAUAAUUUAACGUUUUUAAAUGCAUACCUAUAAUAAUAUUAUAUUUGCAAACAAAACUACCUACGUCUGAAAUGCAUGUCACGAAAGUACAGUGCAAGUGCGUGCAACACUAUACCUAACAUUUUCGUAUAAUGAAUUUGUUAUCACACUCUGAAUGAUGCGUUUUGCAAUACGCACCUGCAGGCGAAUUUUCGACUGGCAUCAUUCAAUCAAUGUGCAUUUUGAUUUUUCUGUUCCCACGGAUGUUCGUUGUAUUUCUUCGAAUUUGAAUUUAGACUUACAGAAAGUCUGAACACAGUCUUAAAAACAAAUUCCACAAUCAAACGUAUAAAACAAAUGCAUAACGGUGUAGUUUAUAACUUGUGGUUUUCGGAGUUAAACAAUGCGUUUGAUUUAAAAAAAAAAAAAAACAAAAGCAAAAUCAUUUUUUAAAUGUUUAAUCGUAAAUCGUUUAACUCUACCGAAUAUAAAGUGCCUGGAUUUUUUAGAUUCCUCCGAGAGUAUCGACUACCGAAGAAUGUUGUAUUGGUUUUACUAUGCAUGUUUUUUAGAAUAUUUUGAACACCAAAAAUCCUGCUUUACAAAGAAAAAAACAAUAUUAAGCAAUUGGAUUUUAUUUAAACAUAUUCGUUCGUUGAAUGUGUUUUAAACUUGUUUGAAGUUAGUAUUAAUUAUUUUUACAUGUAUUCAAUUAAUAUUUAGAUGUUUGUACAACAAUAACGAUCGGUAAAAUUUGUGUUGCUGGCUAAAAAUCCGCUAUUACAAAAAAUAAAAACAAAAUAAAUGUUACCAAGGCAACUGGAUUUUGUUUUGAUACACUCAGAUAGGUUUAUUGGACGUUAUACACGACAAAGGUUAAAAAGUUGUUUCGAUGGUUUCAUUUAAUUUUAUAUUAUUGUAAUGCUGAGUGUAUACCUGGCACUAUACGUCUAUACGUAUUUAAAGUGGUUUAUGCCAUGAAACUCUUGCAUAAUAAAUUCUAACAAUAUCGAACAUAGCUCCGUAGAUAUUUUUAAAUAUCAAUUAAUAUAAUUAAACCGAGAUAUAAUAGAGAAAUGUAUUUUUUAUAUUUAGGCAAACAAGAGGCUUUAAUAGAAAUCGUACAACAAGAACCUUUCGUACGUCUUUUCAUAUAAAUGCAAAAGUUAAUCUCAUUAAGUCUUCUGGUGCUUCAAAUUUUUAAAUGAACAAUUAUGAACAUUUGUUAGAAGCCAGUAAUGAAGUUUUACCAGACUCAAUUUUAUCUUGCAAUAAUUUAUCUAAUACCGACACAAUUUUUUCAGAAAUAUCAUCACCAUCUGAAAUUGACAUUUCCAAAAAAGAUGACUUUCAGAUUUUAUUAUAAAAUUAUUCUGUUUCUUAUUUUGCAACUUAUUUAGGUUUUUUAUGUUUUCGUGAAUUUGAAUCUAUCGGCUGUACAGUUAAAUUAUUAAAACCUAAGAAAUCCUUUUUUUUAUGACAAAGAAUCUAAAGAUCCUGAUUUUAUACAUUUUUUGAAAAAAUCAAUAGAAAUAUUCAAAGAGUUUGUAAAACAUGCACAAAAAAUAAUAACAACUUAUACAUCACAAAAUCUAGAAACAACAAACUGAUGUAUAAUUUUGAACAAAACAAUUAAACUUCAAUAGAUUUUUGACUCAUAUUUUGAUUUUAUAACAUUCAAACUAAUGUCAUUCAAGUUAUUUUAAAACUUAAAAAUUACAUCAACAAAUAGGUAUGAAAAACCGUAUAAAUUCAAAAUCAUAAAAUAAAUUCAAUUAUUUAUAUGAAAUUCGGUCAAACGUUCAAAUGAUUUUAUAUUGUCAUUUAUUUGAUAUUAUUAUACCACAUUAUUAAGGUUUCGGAGUGUAGUAAGAGAUCUAUUGGUUUUACUAUGAUUCCUAUGUGUUUUUUUUUUCUGUCUGUAAACACUGUUCUAUAAGAAAUCUUGCUCCGAAUUAUCAAAUGUAGCACCUUUUCUGAAAGUUAGUUUUCUAUAGUUGCGCAUUAUUUAUUUGAUUUCCAAGGAGUUUUAAAAAUAAUAGUGAAAAACCAAAAAUUUAAAAUUUAGUAAUAUUUACAAGCAAUUGGCGUCCCGGUUUAAUUAGUUUAAUUAUUCAUUAAUUUAAUUUAAUUAUUCAUUAUAUUAUAUAAUAUUCCUCCAUUCGAAAAAUAGCAAGGGAUCGAUUUUGUUUUAAUAAAAUGUUGAAAUUAAAUAACUUUAUGUAUCACAUCUACAGCAAUGGCAUACCCGUGUUCCAGUAUCAGCUAUUAUUUUGUCUUAUAUAUAAUUCUGGAUACGUGUUUAAAGCACAAAAAAUCUUUAAAGUUUAGUAACUCGUAACAUUUUUCAAACAAACUCUGACAACUAUCUAACAACUCAAAGUAGGGUUUAUUCGAGUGUUUUUGAAAUUCCGUACUAUUUGUCUACUGCCAGCUUCCCGUAGGUGAAAAUUUGAUAGUUUUAUCCUUGGUCAUCGCUCAUAAAAAAAAAAAAAAAAAAAAUCGUAAUUAAUUAUUCAUGUUAAAAAAUGUUAAUUGCAUUAAAUUCAAACACGCAUAAUUGCAUAUUGUGUAACCAUAAUUACACUGCCGCUGUAAACAAAAUAAUUUAAUUUGAACUUUAAUAUUGUAUAGAUUUAGAGUUACAUAGGGGUUUUAAGGAAACAAAAAAAAAAAAAAAUGUCAUAAAUCUCUAAACUCUGGAAAACUAUGGCGUAUAAUAUAUAAUAUACAGGAUGACUAAUGAGCCAUCUCAUAUAUUAAUUACGAGCUCGACGAAUUAUUUAUGAAUAUUUUAUGUGAAUUCAAAUCGUAUCGUGGGUACUGAAGAAAAAUCCGUACUUUAAAUAUUAUUAUAUAUUAUAUAUAACGUUAUAUAUUAUCUGCACCAAGUUUUGUAUUACCAAUUGUAAAUGAAGUAAUAUUUUAUGUUUCAUUAACAACUUCUUACAUUAUGUCGAAAUUAUUUUAUUUUAAAUUUAAAUCUGAUUUUUAAAAUUUAUUACUAAAGUUUUUAACGAUUUCAUACAUCUUUUGUAUUAUAAUAUUAGAGCAGUUUCAAUAAUUUAAUACGUAACUUCAACGGGAGAUUGAAACUAUUUCAAUUUAAAAAAAAAACCAACAUUUUAGAAAUUUGUUUACUGCAGGUAAGAGGGGUAGGUAUAUCUAAGGAUAGUGUAAAACUAUAAACGUGUUCCGGAAUGCAAAUUAUUGCGUAUCUUUUAUGCGACAAAAAAAGACUGACAGAAAAAGACAUAGGCAAAUAAAGACAAAGACAAAAAAUAUCAGUGAUUACUAAAUUUAAAAAAUUUUACUUAUUAUUCCAUAUAUAACUUACAUACUGUAUGCGUGAAUUAAAAUAAAUAAAAAAAAUAAAAAACAAAUAGCAUUUAUGACACAAAUAAUUCUUCAUGAGUUCGUGCAUUUUGAUGCCCUGCACUUAAUAUAAUAUGCAAAAUAUAAUUCCGUCUUUAAUUUAUAAACAACACAAUACAAAUUUUGACAUAUCCAUUUUUCUAUUUAACCACAGUAAAAAUAACAUAAUACUUCAUGAAACUUACCACCCUGCUUACAUGUGUUUAUUUUUUUUCCCGCAGCUUGUAUCGCGGUAUCAUCUAGACAAAAUUAUCUCAAACUCGGCAAUUACAGUCGUUUCAAAGCUUGACAUAAAUUGUGUUGAAUUUCAAUAUGAAUUUCACAAUAUUGCCGAACGAGAAAUGCUAUUUUUUAGAUUUGUACACCCCUUUCAGACUUCCCAAAUGAAGCCAAGGGGACGCAUGGUGGUUAUAUCGAGAAUCUGCCUUUUGGGAGUUUUAACUUUUUACCCCCGUCCUUACAAUUUUUCGCGCUCAAAUAUCAUUUUUUUUUUUUUUUUUUUUAUGUAGCACAAUUGUAAAAUUAUAAUUUAAUAUAGUAGAUUUUCUAUUGUUAUUUUUAUUCUGUUAUUUAUCGUUUUGUAAAGAAUAUUCUAUAAUCAAAAUAGCUGUGGAGAAUUUCUGCAGUAGUGCGGAGAGCUCACGGACGUUUUUUUCUUUUAUGAGUUUCCAACAAACUCUAUCUCUAAAAAGAGAUAGAAAGAGAUCUAACACCGUUGGAAAACGGUGUCGUUCCCGCGGUGACAUAUUAUUCUAUAUAUAUAUAUAUAUAUAUAUAUAGUAUAUAUACUAUAUAUAUAUAUAUAUAUAGUAUAUAUACUAUAUAUAUUUAUAUAGACGGGACGCAGUGUGCAGGGACACGCAGUCCAUUUCUUCUUUAUUAUUAUCGGUCUAUAAUGAUAUCAGAUACGUACACGUGUCGUACUAGCAGCACGUAUAAAAGAAACAAAAACGAAUCGAUACGGGCCGUGGAAAAAAAAAAAAAUAAUAUAUAUAUAUUAAUAACAAUAACACCACUGUCAGACAAAAGUCUUUUCUUUCUUUUUCUCCCCUCAUCACGCUUACCGGUAUCUAUAAUAUAACGGCGUACAUAUAUAUGUAUAUAUACCGCAAAAAAGAAACGAUAUUAUAUUAUAAUAUAAUGUCAUCUAUCAUCGAAUAUUAUCGGGUGUGCAAAACUAUAAUACAUAGGGUACAACUAUACCGGGUGGUUUUUAUUUCUAUCGUGAUAUAGCGAUUACUUGCAAACAUUUUGAGUACAAUUUAUUUGGGAGAUUUUUUUUUGCGGGCGUUUCAGAAUAACGGUUUAAUAAUAAUCUUAUUUACAAUAUAUUUUCAAAUUGUCACCCGUACCAGUACACAUAUAGAAUUUUGAUUAACAAAUAAGUACCCCUUACUCUAGUUCGAUAUUUAUAACACUCAUAUUGGAUUUAAUAUUUAUUAAUCAUAAUAAUUUAAACUUAGGUAACACCCGAAGGGGCAUAAUUUAUUUUGUAAAUGGUAUAUACAACCAUAAAUCAUUGCUGACAAAACACGAUUCUGAGCGGAGAAAAGUUGUUUUUUCCUUUGUUACCAAUUUAACCUAGAAUUCAAGAAAUAUUAAACAAUAACCAAUCAAUGAUAUAGACCCUUGAUAGCAGUUCGUCCUCUAAAUUCUAAGUGGUGAUAUGAUGAAAAUGCCUACAAAUAUUUCAAGUUAAGCAACACCGGGCAAACAUUUUACAUAUGUUUAGGUACUACGUGAAAAUAUUAGUACUUUCAGUUAUCCCAAAAACUGUUUUCAAAAAAACAAAAUAAAACAUAAUAGGAAAUUUUCGGAAAAAAAUAUUUGAAACGUCGAGCGAUUAUUCGAAUUACAUAAAAUACCUAUGUCCAACAAAUCUAACACGAAAAUUCGGAGCUUUUUAAUAUUAACCAUAGUAUAAUGUUUUUUGAAGAAUAAUAUCACAUAUUUGUAAAACAAUUAUAGUUAAAAACUAUGACAAUAUUAUAAAACAAUUAUACAUUGUAUUAUGAUACAGUUACAAUUGUAAUUUUGUGGUAUAAUUAUAGUUUCUUCGUUAUACUCAGUAUCUAUAAGAGGAUGUGUACUUUAUUACCCUAAGCAUUAUUUGUUUGAAUCUGUAUUAAAAAAAAUGGGGGCAAAGCAAUUUGAAAAAAAAGAUGUAAAUACCUACUUAUUUACGAUGUAUCUGAUUAUCAUAUUGUGUAGAGGUCAAAAUUUGAAAACACAAUGCCAAAUCCGAAAUCGAAUCAACUAAAAAUCCUCUUAGUAUAGAAAACCGCUGGAUCGUGAUGAAAAAAAAAAUCAAAUCAAAUCACUGCGUGUAUAAAAUUAUUAUUAUUUCGCUUUGACGUUUUCGAUUAAACGAACUAGGGGGAUAGGGGGGGGUAUAUCGUAGAUAUAUUAUUGAAUUGUGUAUUAGCUAAGUAAGUAGGUACCUAUAUGAUAUAAUAUUACAGUACACGUAUAAGAGAUCAGCGGCGGGAGAAGAAGGGAAUAAGCAGCGGGGAAACCUGGCGCGGUGUUUUUCCUUCUUUUCCCCGUCGUCGGGGAUUCAUUAAACGAAUUUAAUUACCGGAAUGAAUGGUAACGGGUUGCGACGCGAGGAGUUUUUCGGACCGCGGUGUGUAAAACGACGGGCGCAGGGUAGGCGAGCAGAUACGCCGCGGGCGGGGCGGGGCGAGCGGUGGCGUUGAUCUUCUCUUAAUGUGUUUUUAAUUAAUUGGGGCCGAAAGAGAAUCUCUGCCACCGCCGUUUUCCGCGACUACGCCGUGCGACAUUUUGCGGAUUUUCGUAAUAAUAUAAGGUGCGUAUAGCCCCUAUAAAAGAAAGAAAUAAUAAUAAUAACGCCUUUUAUGUGUUUAUAACAAUAACAACAACACCUGUGCGCCGAGUCGCCGUAUUAGUCCGUCCGGCACCUCGCCACGGGCGCCUGCAGUGGGUGCCACUAUCCAUAUCCGCGCCGUACCCAUGCCGCUAUUGUUACCGUUAUUUCCGCGCCGCAGCCUUUGCGCGUUUCGACGCCCGCGACGGCAUUAUUUUAUAUAAUCGAGAAACAACGGCCGGACGCCAUACAAACGCCGGUAAACAUUAUACGUGUAUACCUAAAGUCGUAUACCGCCGCCGAGCCGUUGAUCUUACGACGGGGCCUUUGUGUGUUCGCAAUAAUAUUGUUAUUAAUAUCAAAGACGGUAAUAAUACCGCGAUAUAUAUGUUUAUGUAAGUAAUAUUAUUAUUUAUUAUUAACUUAACCGCGGGGAGAUGGAGGGGGGGGGGCACCGGUCUCGAAAUCUCCGACAAAACGACACGAUAAUAUGCAUAGUAGGUACACGAGCGUUUUAAACGAAAUCGUUCCGAAAAUGAUUGGUAUACCAACGCGAAUUAUACAGCCCGUUCGCGUAGUUGGGCGACACGCGUUCGGGUGAAUCGCCUUAUUUGCCGUACAAUAAAUACAGUGUAUUCGGACGAGUUACCCAUAAUGUGUUUAAGUGAAUUGCUAAUAACGUGUUUGGACGAUUAUGACAAGUCCUGCAACGUGUAAAAUAUAAAAGGUGAUAUUAUAUUUUAAACGACAUUUACUAAAAAGACGGACAUACUUCGCACGUGGAUGGGCCACUGUUGUAGGUGAGAAGUUGGGAAGCAAGUAGCGGGGAAAUUUAACGUAUAUCAGUACGCAACGAUAAACCAUCACUAACGAAAAAACGAUUCCGAGCCGGGUACGGUUGAUAGUGUUGUUUUGUCAAAAAUAUAAUGUAAUGUGUCAUAUUGUGGUCAAAUAAUUACAUUAACAUUAAACAUUUUCUUGAAUAGCAUUUGUUUUCUCUAUAUGUCUCCGUGUUUUCUCAUUGAUUGAGAAAACUUCUUGGUAAAUCAUAAAACGACCUGCUAAAGGUACAACACCUAGUCAGAUUUCCUUUCGGAAAAAGUGCUAUACUUUUAAAACAGAACAAGAUUUUUGGUACAAAAGUUGUUCACAGAUAAAAAAAAUAAAAAAAUAAACAUCGUUUUAAAACACUAAUACAUUCCUCGUACCACUUAGAGUCUAUAAUGUCAUAGAAUACAUGCAUAUUAUAAUAUUUCACUAUUGGUUUUUUUCUGUAUCGACAAUCAGAUAAGCAGAAAAUCAGAUAGCAAUGCUUGUGAUUUCCUUGCAAGUAAUAUUAUUAUAACGACUUAAACUUAAUAAUUAUAGUUUUUCCAUUUAUCGGGUUUACUCGAACAUUGAUAACGCGAACUCGUUAUAGUGUUUUAAUUGUUAGUAUUUAGCACAAGUUCGUAGUUAUUAAUUAUUGCCAACCGUGACCAAAUAUAGAUUAUAAAAUUGACAACGCUUUUACUACAAUACGAAAUAAACUACGCAUACUCAACAAACAAUCCCAAAUAUGUCAAAAUGAAAGGGACAAUGGAUUUUUAUAAGUUCCCCCCUCACAUUACAAUGUUUUAAAAUCACUCGUCCAAACGCAUUGUGGAAAAUUGCCCAAACGCAAUGCGAUUUUUACAAACUCACCCAAACGCAAACGCUCGGGAUUUGAAUACGCUCGGGGAUAAAUUUCAAAUUUGUAUCCCUUUUGGUGCACGCGUGCGCAAUGCAAAUUACUUUUUAUCUAAAUACAAAAUAACGUCUAUUUUCGACGAUAGAUUCGGAUCCGAAUCCAAAAUCAUUCUGCCGAAAAAUUGCACAAAUAUAUUGUUACCCGGAAACGCGAACACACUGUAUACACGCGAUGAUGCACUGGCGAUGAUAAUAUUAUCGAACACGCAAAUUCGAACGAAAUAACGAAUGAAGGUAUAUAUAGUAGCCACGAGGAAUAACGUUUGAAGUUUUAAUUAAAUAUAUCUAUCGUCUUUAUAUUAUGGAGAUUAAUUUCAAACCGAUUUCAGCACCGUAGGUCGUAUAAUAUACGAGUAAAGUGGAUCCGUGUACGACGCGCGUGUAUCUAUAUUUAUGUACGACACAUCAGUCUAAUUUUUAUUAUUAUUAUUUAUAUAAAAAUUCAAAUAAAUAAUUUUAAAAAAAAAAAAAAACAAGAAAAAGAUUUCCCGAGUACCUAGUGUAAAACGUUUGCCGGAGUCAACCGUGUAUCUGCGACAUAGGAGUAAUCUCCACGUCUCCAAAGCCUGUAUAUUUUCAUUGCAAACGAAAAACGAUUCUGAGCAAUAUAGUAUUAAAAUAUUAUUACAGUGGGAUUUAUUCGGAAACUAACAAAAAUCGAAAAACCAAUAGCUCAUUGACUAAACUGUUGAAAAUAUUAAUAAAUGUUUUGAAUAAAGCACCGCCGGUCGGAAAACUUUUACGGUACUGCGAGAAAAAUUUGGAAAAUUUAAAAAAAAAAAAAUGUUGUUUCGAAAAGAACAAAACAUCCUUCUAAAACUAUCUAAUAUGGCUUCUUCGCUGUGACAUUCUUUAAUCAGAAACUAAAAUAAAAUACAUUUCAUACGAAUAAAUAUAAGACGAAUAUUGUUUUUAUACGUUUGUGUAUUGCAAUCACUUAAAUAUUUAUUUUUUAGUAUAUACGAACAACAAAACCAUUUCAACUAUAUUUUAUAUCCGGUAGUAUAUAUAUAUAUAUAUAUAUAUAUACUUUAACGAUACCAGGAAAUCGUAGCGUAAACGAUUAUUACUUCCGCACAUACUUAUCUCGAAUAUUUAAACGUACAUAAAUACACCAUUAUAAUCUAUUCUCGAUCGUAUAAUAUACAAAACUCGGCCGUACAGGGUAUUAAAAAUGUAUAUGAUACGCGUGUUGCGACAGAGAAAUGACAAGAUCGAAAUAAUAAUAACAUAAGAAUGGAUUAAUUAUACUUAUCGGUUGUUAUGUAAGUAUUUAUCAUUUUUAUUUUAACGUGAGUUUUUGACCACUCUCAGGCGCGUUUUCAGUUAAAUACUAUCAUGAUCUUAGUUCGUUUAUUUUUUUUUUUCAAUUUUUCACGAAUCAGUAUAUUAAUAAUAUAUAUAUAGUGAAAAACAUAAAAAAUUAAUUAACAAAAUUUCAAUUUAUUCUACAUUAAAAUUCGUAUGAAAAUUAAGUACAACUAACAAGCAACUAACAAAAACGUUCAAUAUUACGUACAAUCGUAUAAUAUCUCAAAAAUAAAUGAAAAAAAAAAAAGAUGAAUCCUGCUUAUGGAUGUGAUUUUACUGUUUUGGAGGAAAGAUGAAAGGGGUGUUAUACGCAGUAAAUUAAUUUGUAUCCACGCGCAACGAUAAAUCAUUACUGAAGAAAAACGAUUCUGCGCAAAAUAGUAUUAAUCGUAUUUCCUUGUAGCCAGGGCCACCCGGAAAUCAAUACGAAUUAUACAAAAAACGACCAGUUUUUUCUAUUUUUUAAGAAAAAAAAAUAAACUCUGAGAAGUCCAUUUUUUCACAUCACUACGCCACAUAGAUUAAAAAUUCUACAAGAAAUUUCAUACGAAGUUAUUGAUUAAGGCAAAAUUUCUAAUUAAUUUCUAUUUAUUUAUUGACUCAAAAAAAACCACCUAUUAGUAUAACACAAUAAUAUUAUAUUGAAUGUAAGCAGUACUUGCGAUAGCAGACGACUGUAUAAUAUCAACAGGAGUGCCGUCUCAUAUAGUAAACUAUAAAUAAAUGUAAUGCAUGGUAUAGUUCCCUGUGGACACCCAGCAAAAAGAUUCCAGGUAGCUAUGAGACGGCUGCCGUUUUAAGUGUUGUUUUAUAGAAAACAAUUUAGAUUCUAUAACGAAUAAAGAAUAUUUGAAGUUGUUUUUGAUUCUGAUAUGGAGUGAGGAAUGUAAUGGUUUUACAGUUUAUGUUUUCUCUGAACAACAUUUCUACCAGCAAUUUUGCUCCGAUUUUCAAUAUAACACUUUUUCUGAAAGGAAAUCUAACUGGAAAGGCCAAUUUUGUUAUUUUCCCGGGAGGUUUCAUAAUAAAUAGAACAAAAUAGGAAAAACACUUGGAUAAAUAGGAUAGGAAAAUAGGUACAAUAUUAAAUAAAUAUUAUCAAAGAAAAUAUGUUAUACAUAUAGAAUUAUUUUACCGUAAUAUGACAUAUUUAUAUUGUUGACAAAGCAACACUAUUAACAAACUCCGUCAUGAUCAUUUUUUGUUAACAAUAAUUAAUUGUUGCGUACAGAUUAGAGAAUACAAUCCCGGAUCCCGGGAUACCGACUUUUUUUUUGCUCUCUAAAAUAACGGGAUUGACAAAUAACAAAUCCCGGGAUUUUCGGGAUUGAGUAUUUAAUGUAAUAACACAGAAAAAAAUAUAUAUAAUAAAUAUAAACAAUAAAUACGUUAUAUUAUUCUGUGAGUAUUUUAGCGAUUAGUGGAAAACUAAAUGGUAAAUGAUCAGACAAAUGUUCAAAAUAAUGAAGAAGAAAAACUAUUGCAAUAUAAUGAACCUAUCAAACUAACGUUGAAAGAAAAUAUGGGGCUUGAAAUUAAUAAAAUUUUAAGAACUGUCGAUCCCGAAUCCCCAAAAUCAUAUUGUUUUUUUAAAAACUAUUACCAAAUAUAUUUGUCUGUAUGAGAAUGGAGGAUACUAGAAUAGUGGGCAUCAAUUAGCAUUACCGUUUAAAUAUCUAAUGAACAUUCCUCCCACUAGCAUUGAACCGGAACGUGCGUUUUCAACAGCUGCAUACAUUGGAAAUACAAUAAGAAGUAGACUCGGAGACGAAACAUUAGAUGGUCUGAUUUUUCUUCGAUCAAACUUUCAAAAUAUUUCGAUUAAAUAAAACAUUUUUUUAAAUUAUUUUUGUCAGUAAUACACAAUAUUAAAUUGCAAUGUAUCAUUUGUUUGUUUUGUUUUAUCAAUUUGAAAUGGAAUCCCGGGAUGGUCAAUGUACUUCGGGAUUGUAUUUUCUAGUACAGAUAUACUUUAAAUUUCCCCUUCUCGCCUACAACAGUGGCCCACCCAUCGUGCGAAGAACGGCCGUCUUUUUCAAUAUCGUAUUAUCUAUCUAUUCUUGCGAGCUUAUACUCGAGUACUAUAGAUACACGUCAAUAAUACAAGACCGGAGGUGCGUGCGUGUAAUAAGUUAACAUUAAUAAUAAUAUGAUCUCUGCAGAGUAGAUAUCGCGCACAGAUUUGUUGCGUUACAGUGCAAUUCGAGUGUUUGAACGCCGAAUACGUUUCGAUUGUCAAACCUUCGAAACGACGGGCAGGUGUAUAAUCAUAUACGCUCGCGUAAUACAAGUCCAAUGAAAUUGAUAAUGUAAAGAUUCGCAGCGAAACACACAAUACCAUAAUAACACAUAACUAGGUCAAAAAUCAACAAACCGACUACGUAUAUGGUCGCGCGCUGCACCCCAUUUACCCGGGUGAAUUAUUAACCGCAUAAAACCAAAUGGAAUAUCGUAGUCGGGUGGCGCGUCCUUAUAAAUAUAUUUGGCUCGGAAUAAGUUUAUAUAAAUAAAUAUAUAUAUAUUGACCCUUUUCGGCUAUUGCAGCUCUAUAAAUAACAGAUGAUUUACUAUACGGUUUUACACUCUUUUCGCGUUAGAAAAUUAUUUGUGGUAAGUAGUCAUAUCCUUUUCGUCUACACUGUACAUACUUUAAUCUGACCGUUAAAACUUCACUAGUCACCGAAUUAAAAAUGCACGUAUACGCGUACGCUAUUAAACCCAUACACAAAUAAUUUACAAACAAAUAAAAUUACAAGUAACGCUUUGAUGUUGUACGCGAACCGUAAUGUAGGAAAAUCAAAACGAGGCUCCCUCAACCCCGCGUUUCAAACAAGAAAAAACUGACGCCGCGCCGUCGGAGUUGAUAACUAUUCUAUAAUUAUACAUUGUCAGCUGUUGCAAAUGUAUAAUCAAUAUUUAUAUUUGUACUGAAAUAUAAAAAUAUGAUAAUAUACUUAAGGAGUAAUUUAUAUCGAUGGCGUUUUGUUAGAACGGUGUAUACCGCUGAAAAUCGAAAUAUACGUUUUUGAUAUCAAUAAAAUCAGAAAAAUUACGAGUGCAAACUGGUAAAAAAGCAUAUUUCAAUACAGAAAAUUAAGUCGGUAAUACUUUUAUUGAAAUUAAUUUGGUAAGGGUUUUUUUGCUUCCUGAAAAAAAUGAAAUUCGAUAGGCGCCCUAUUAACAAAACACCGUCGAUAUAUACUAGGAUACAAAACACGUGUUUAUGAAUGUAGUCAAGGAAAACUAUUUUAAAAUCGGUACAUUUUUACUUUUAACUCAAGUAAUUUUCUUCCUGAAAAUUUCGUCUAGGGUAGCUCGACUUGAAUACUACUGUAGUUUAAAAAAAAAAAAAAAAAAAUAGGCGCGUGGCCAGCUUUGUCACUAUCCUAGCAUUCUCAGCGUUUUGUAUCUACUCCGUCAAUGGAAAAUAUAUUUAUUAUUAUCAUAUUAUUCAAAAUAAAACGGUGACCGUAUACAUAAUGGGCUGUCAUUUUAUUUAGAUGUGAGUAUAUUAUAGUAUACUAGUAUACGAAUAAGUGGUAUAGUUGUCCGCCUGGACACGAAAUAAUGUCUGUAAAGCAAGUAAAUAAGUAAACGUAUACCCAUGUAUAAUUAUUCAAUUUACAACCCCUACAGAAGAAUGUCGUAAUAAUAUACCCUCGUCGAUUUAUUCCACAAUUGCCACGACUCCCGCGGUUAUAAUAAUAUAAUUUCUAAUAGGUAAAUACAUAUAGAAACUCGAGAAUUUCGAUUUUUCGUUUAAAUCGAAUAAACUUAUUCUCUCUUAAAUUCGCACGGCGUAAAAACAAUCUACGAACAAAUAUCGUAGCACGAGUUUCAAGGAAGAAGGGCGUAGUCAAUUAUAUUUAAAAAAAAUGAAAAACAAGCUUUGGAAAAUUUAAAAACAAUUUACACGGGACAAGAUAUAAGCAAAUUUUAAUAAGUGGCUCAAGGUCUAUUACCUCGAUAUCAAAUAAAUAAAAACAGUUAUUUUCAAAAAAUGUUUCUAGACAAACAGAAAAACCGAAAAAAAAAAAAAACGAGAAAAUGUAAGAAGUUUUGGUAUGAGUUAAAAAUAUUACGGCCUUCCUUUUUUCCUGUGGACAAAAUUUCUACCAGUAUUUUACUACGGUUUAUAACGAUAGCAAUGUUCCUUAAAUGAAAUUUGACUGAGGAUGUAUUUUAGAGAGGUCAUUAUUGGACUUUUUCAAGAGUUUUCCCAGCAAAUGUGAAAAAGUAUGGAAAAACGUACGGAAACUGGGAAAACCGGUACAACGUUAAACGAAUAUUAUUAAAGACAACGCCUAUUCAAUUAUUUUAACAUAAAUAUGGCAUAUUGAAAAAGCAUCAAUACUGACUGAACACUCCCCCCGAGAACCGUUCUUUCGUUCGACCGUUUACCAUCGCUUACGGGUGUACAUUAAAAACUACUCGUAGCGGUGGCUGCACCCGGUCCCAUUAUGCUAGGGUGGCUUUUUUUCGUUUUCUUUUCCGAACGUGGCCCGACCGUCCGAAAAGAGAUUUUCCGACCGUGCACCGCCGCGCGCGUGCCAAUCAUUUGAUUGCGGAGCGCCGUGGUCGUGCGAGUAAUGUAUUUACGAUUACAGUUGACACUGCAGACGCCGCGCGGGCGCGUGAGCGGUACGUAGGCGGCGGGCACGAUUCCCCCCGGGGGACGCCCUGUAUAGCGAUGCGGACGCCGGAAAAGCCGAUUGGAACUGGCGGGAGCGCGGCCCGCCCGUGUACAACAAUAAUAACACGAGCAAUAACGACGAUAAUAUCAUUGCGUCGUUUGCCGGUCAGUCGGCGGCGCACCGACGUAAAACGGAAAUUAAUCGUUUUCGGCGGCGGCGCUACGCGAGUCGUUCCGUCGGUUGAACGGUCGCGAGCGUCCGAAUUGUCCGGCGGGAUCCGCGAAUAAUUUUACUACAACGGCGCCAUAAGUAUUUAUGUACGUGUUUAGCGGCCGGCCGAGUCGCCGCGGCAAACCGGACGUGAUUCCCCGCGGAACUCCUCUUUGCGGCGGGUAAUAAAUAAAUCGAAAACGGUCAGAAACGGACUUUAUCCCCCCCCCUGCCCGUUCGCAGGCGAAAAACAAAGACCGCCGCGAAAACCGCCACCGAUUCGAACUGGUCUGCCGGCGAAAAUCCGCGGUUUUCCCGUAUCGCCGCCGGGGCCGCGCAAUGUUCUCCGACAAUUGACGAGAAAAAAAAAAAAACUCUGUCCCAGGAUAAUGGGAACGGGCGCAGCCGCUGCUAUUGAGGUAAUCUAACGUAAUAACUGGCAAGCAACGGUUAUAACUAUUGCUAACGAAAAAACGAUUCCGAGCUUCGGAGUUCGGUUGAUCGUGUCGCGUUGUCAACAAUAUAUAUAUGUCAUAUUUUGGUAAAAUAAAUACAUAACGCGCAUUAAACAUUUUCUUUAAUAAUAUUUGUUCGAUAUUGUACAUAUUUUCCCGGUCUUUCGGUUUUCCCAUAUUUUUUCCAAAGUUUUCCCAUUUUUUUUCCGAAAACUCCUGGUAAAAUUAAAAGAUUGCAUUCUUAAAGUACCACUCCAGUCGGAUUUCCUUUCAGAAAAUAUGCUAUAAUUGAAAAUCGGAAUAAAAUUGCCGGGAUAAAAUUUGUCCACAGAAGAAAUAAACAAAUUCGCUCCACUUAGAUGAAUAAUGAAUACCAAAACACCGGGGAACAACAAAACAAUUUUAAAUGUUCUCUUCAUAUUUUAGUAUCGAUAAAUAUGCCACCGUGUACAUAAAUUAUGUAUUUUGUACAAAAUGUUACAAUCUCGUCAUGCAUUCUUAUCCAUACGUUUGUCUAAACUUCUAUGCACAGAUAUGUAAUACAAUUAUUAUAAGUUUAUUACAAUAUACAUCUGUGCUUCCGUGUUUUUUUUUAAAUCCCCAAUCGUGAUUUCUAACUUGUAUUUCCUCUUUGGACUUUACAGUUAUAAUUUUUCUGAAACUACCUGCUUAUCAUUAACGGAAGUUUAGAAUAUAUUGACCACAAUGGUGUUCUAGCAUGUAUGUUAUGUUGUAAAUAUAAUACUUUCUUAUUUAUACUUUAUUUUGAGCAAACACAUUACAAUAAAACAUCAUAAAGACUUUCUUGGUUUCAGAGUUAAUUUAACUGCAAACUAUAUUAAUCGAUUGUUACAGAUAACUUUAACCAUAUUACAUUAUAGCCGAAUUUUUUGAAACUACUCUAAACAAGAUUACACAAAGUAUAAAUUCGUUUAAACAGUUAUUGUUGUUUUUUUUUUCUGUUUGAUAAAGGAAUUUCAAUUAUUAUAAUAAUACUAUAGUAUUAAAUUUGUCUAAAAUUUAUCAAAUCUCGAUAAAAUAAAUUUGAUUCUAGAGAAUAUUACUUUAGAUUCUGAAAGAAGUAAAGAAGCAUAUGGAUUUACAAAGUUGUUUUAUUUUUUUUUUUUUUUUUUUGUCUGNGAUGAAUAAUGAAUACCAAAACACCGGGGAACAACAAAACAAUUUUAAAUGUUCUCUUCAUAUUUUAGUAUCGAUAAAUAUGCCACCGUGUACAUAAAUUAUGUAUUUUGUAUAAAAUGUUACAAUCUCGUCAUGCAUUCUUAUCCAUACGUUUGUCUAAACUUCUAUGCACAGAUAUGAAAUACAAUUAUUAUAAGUUUAUUACAAUAUAUAUCUGUGCUUCCGUGUUUUUUUUUUAUAUCUCCAAUCGUGAUUUCUAACUUGUAUUUCCUCUUUGGACUUUGCAGUUAUUAUUUUUCUAAAACUACCUACUUAUCAUUAACGGCAGUUUAGAAUAUAUUGACCACAAUGGUGUUCUAGCAUGUACGUUAUGGCAACCAUUAUAAUAUGGGUUGUUCCACGCGAACGGAAAUUUGUUAUAUAACGUGGUUGUAAGAUGGAGACAAUAAAUGAAUGGGCAGCACGAUUUAAGAUUUAAGAAUACGGGUUUAUUAUUUUAGUAUCCAUAGAAAUAUACAAUAUUUGAUGAGUAAUACAUGAGUAUUGUUGAAUGCGUUUUUUGAACUUCGAGGUUUUAAUGUUAGUUGACCUGUUUAAAAUGUUCUUCUUUUUUUUUUUUUUAUCAGUUGUCAAAGAACAAUCCCGAGCUCAUAAUACUACUGCGCGUGUGUCCCGCACAGUAACGUAAUUACGGUUGUGGAGUGGGAGGGGAUCAAUAGUUGGUCACAAGAAUACAGAACAUUUUUAUUUUUUUUUUUUUUUUUUUUUUUUUGUCUGUGAAUACCUGCUCGGAUUUCUACGUGUAGCAGCACCUUUUCUGAAAGUAAAUCAAUAUGGAGAGGUACUUUAGAAAGGUCAUUUUUCGAUUUUCUCAAGAGUUUUCCCAGCAAUUGUGAAAACCGGGAAAAACAUAGGAAAACCAGAAAAAUCGGUACAACAUUAAUCAAAUAUUAUUAAGCAAAAUAUAUAAAGCCUAUUUAGUUAUUUAAUUGUUGACGAAGCACCACUAUCAACUGAACUCCACUCAAAAUCGUUUUCUCUUAAGCAACGGUUUAUCGUUGCUUACAGGUAUACAUUAAAUUAUCUAGAACAUUGGCUGCAUCCGUCCCCAUUAUUCUAUGACGUAUUUUUCAUAAUAUUUAAUAUGUAAAAUUUAAAAAAUUUAAAAAAAAUUAAUGAGUUUAUACUACUAACUAGUGUUCCACUAUUUUAGGCGGGAAAUCGAGAAGGUAGAAUAUAUAUUAUAAAGUUAUUUAAUUCAUAUCUGUAUGCAACAAUAAAUUAUUGCUGGAUAAAUACGAUUCUGAGCGGAGUUCGUUUAAAAUGUUUAAACAUGUUUCGAAAAUACCAGUAAUUUUUACCAACAUUUUUUUUCCAAAAUUUGCGCUCAUAAAAAACUACUGCAUUACUCCUACUGACUAACCUGAUGAACUUGGUAUUGAAUUUUCAAGCAUUAUUGUUCGGCCACACAAUUUUAACCGCAUAAUACUUACCAUAAAUUACUCACAAGGACAAAAAUAUAAAAGUAAAUAAAAGUAGCGGCGUAUGCAACUUAUUAGUACGCCCGGAAUUGAAAAAUCGGAAAAUCAACGCGUGUAAAAUAUUGUGUCGUAUAGUUACGAAUAUCGGAACUUUGAUCGGCCGCAGUUGUCGUCGAAUGAACUUUAUUCGUUGAGGUACUUUACGGAUGCUAAAUUUACGAAUGCAUCAAGAACCCACGGGUGCUAUGCCGCCGCAAUAUCCUUUACGACACAGCCCUUACAUUAUGCAACUAUACGGUUCAUUUACAAUUUUGUACAUAGGUACGAGGUCGGCUAUUUUAAUAUCAGUAUAACUAUAUUUUAACAUUAUUGUUGUUCAUAAUACACACGUGCGUUGUCCGUAAGAAAAUCUGUAUUUUGUUCAUAUCGUUAAUUACGAAAAGCGCGGAUAAAAUAUUUGGUCCUAAUUACGAAAAAGCUUAUAAGGUUUUUCCGGGGGUGGGGAGAGUGUUAAUUUUAAAUUCGGAGACGCUUAAGACCCCCUGCUCAAGUACACUCCCGUAGUUCACGCAGUACUCUAAGUACAAUAAGUACGUAUUGCCUAGAUCCUUAACAUACCGACCGACAUCUCGGCUAUGGCAGUUAAGGAUUACGAUUCUACCAUCCGCACUCGUAUAACCGAAUAGAUAUUUUAGUUACGAAGAGUACGCAAGAGCUAUUUCUGAAUGUCUGAUAACGAUAGAGUCACAGUUGGAACGUAAAGUCGGUCCGGAUACGAUAGCACCGUAAUAUGGACGUUAUACCAGUCGCGUCCAAAUUCUGAAUUUCGAACUGCUACAACGGUCGUUGUCUUAUCACACACUCAAAACCGGUGACCGCCGUGGCAAAAUAGAAACGUACGUUUCCGUAAGUUUUUCCGGAAGAGCGGCGAGAAGAGAAACAAAGCGGGCGUGCCGUAUUAUAUAGCGCGCGGGUGGCAUUUUGUCGCGCGCAAUACGACGGCGGCGGCGGCGGCGGCACGGCAAGUCCGAACGGGGUCGGCCGCGGCGGGACGUGACCUUAUGUAUAUACGUAUUCGCCCCGGCGACCGUUCGGAGGCCGGAGAGGGAGGGGGCGACUAUUUAUUUUUACCGGCCCCUAUGCCCGGCCCACCCCCCAUCCCCCUUUGAACCGCCGCCGCCGACGCCGCCACCACCGCCGCCGCCGCCGCCGCUCGUUCGUUCGUUCGUCCGUUCGUCCGUUCGUAAAGCGGACGGACCCGUGACGCGGCCACCGCAGGUAUCGCGUGACCUACACGCGAUCCACACGCCGUAGACACGUAAAUGUACGUACGCGCCCGAUACGUACGUAUAUACGCACGUAGAUUAUCGUAAUAAUAUUAUAAUUAUAUGCACGCGGUGUCUUCCGUAAUCUCACGCGACAGUUUACGGUAUCCCCUGUGAAAUUAAUUUCGUUUUACACGCGUCAGAAACGGGGAAAAAUUCGCCGGGUUAAUAACUUUUUUAAAUUCGCUCGGGAACUCGUUCUGCAGUGCGUUUCGGAAUGAACGAGUGGGUGGUGGUAAUUCGUAAAUUUGAUGAAUUUCGGAAUCUUAUUCGGAAUUGAAUUUGCACUCUCUUUUUUCAAUUUUGUUUCAAAUAUUCACAAAACGUGUUUUACAAAAAAAAAAAAAAAAAAAAACAAGACUUGCAACUAAAAAAUUCUUGUUUUCGUUAUCGAAAGAUGCUAAAUUCACAUUAGUUUUACUGUGCGACAGAACCUACAAAUUACUAUUGCUCUAAAAUGCCCUCGAUAGCUCCUUAUUCCAACAUUAUUGGCGUAUAUCGUUGUAAGAAAAACUCGUCGAAAUACACCGCAAGCACUAUGUCUAUUACGUUAUUUUAAAAAUAGGUAACUCCUCAAUCUUCCCUUUGUUUACCUAUAGUUAUUUUUACAAAAAAAAAAAAAAAAAAAAUCAAAUAUCAAAUUCACUAAAUAAUAAAUAAUAAACAAUUAAUGUGAUAUUGUAAUUUGAAUCAAUAAUAUUGUGAUAAGACACGCACGGUCACUCUAUGUACGAUACGUUGGAUAACAUAUUGGAAUCUAUCGUAGUUCUCUGUUGAUUAUUUUAAAUUAAAAUUAUAAAAUGAUUAUUUAAAUAACAAUUAUAUGCUGCAUAGAAAACAAAAAUGAGUGUACAACAUUAUAAGAAAAAAUGAUGUUUGUAAAAGAUACAAUUAUGGUGAAAAAUUUGAUCACAGGUGGAAAAAAAUAGCAAAAAUCAUACUGAAAUCGAUAUGUUCUUGCCACGCUCAGAUUCUAAAUGGCAAAAUAAUUAGAUUAAUAACAAAGCAGCUUUGUGUGAUAAGUAAAAUUACUUCUUCAAAAUAAGUUUACAUACAGAUAUAGUUUAAAAGGACAAUAUUGUUACAACACUGCAUCAGUCGAGGCCGUACAAUAUAUCACAAUAAUUCAAUAACUUUGAGAAGGAACAGUAAACACCACUAUAACUAUAAUCGUAAAAAGGACGAUAAAAUAGAGCGGCGAGUUGAGAACAAAAGUAAACCAUAAUGAUAGACGUCACAAACGUUCGAGGACUACAUUAGUAGUAUAAAGGAUUAUUAUAAAAUCGAAGAAGAAACCAAGCGGAAAUUGUAUGAAAUCGAAAACUGGGAGAAAUGCUGCUGGACCAAUUAAACUAAAUCUGUAAUUGAAUUAUAAUUAUGUAAAAAGAAAGAUAAAAAGACGGACAUACUUCCCACGAUGGGUGAGCCACUGUUAUAGGUGAGACCUUGAGAAGGUAGGGAAUAAAGAAGAAUUUAAUGUAAAUCUGUACCUACUCAACGAUUAUACAUUGCUAACGUAAAACGUUUCUGAGCGGAGUUCGGUUGUACAAUUUAUGAAAAUGUGUGCAAUAAUAAUAUACGUGUUUUUAAUGGCGUCAAAAUUUGAUAUAAAAAAAAAAAACUAAUACAUUUCUCGUUUCGCUCAGAAUUUGAAAAUAUAUUAUUCAAGUCGGGGUCAAAACUUACUCACAGCGAUUUCGAAAAGAACGCGAAAAACUCUGGAAAUUGUAUACGGUGGUGACAAGGUUUUGGAGACUUUGAACACGACAAAACCAAAAAUAACCAUUAAACCUGUUUGUUUUUCCGAUCGAUUUACUACGCACGUCCACUACCGUUCGAAGACAAUACCGCCAGACCCUAAAUCAAAUACUCCGAUGAUAACAAUGCUCGUAUAGUCGUAUGGGACUAAACACGAAAUCAAUUUUCUAAACGUAUAUUUUGUUCAACCACGUGCGCGCGUUAGGUAUUUACAAGCCCGUCGACAAUUUGUCGAGUUAAUAUUAUUAUAGCUCGGUAUCAUCGUAUACAACAACGACUGGAUUUCACGAAAUUUUCUGUACGAUAUUAUCGCACACAAUGCAAGGUAAUAUACGUGUAUAUUGUUUUUAAUGUUAUUCACAGAUUACAGUCAAAUUUGUGUUUCAUUCACAUAUUUAAAGGGAUCGGAUACGAAAUGUGAAAACAACUUUAAAAAUCCAUCGUUAGAGGAACAUGAGAGAUCGGUCAGGCCACUUGUUCAUUUUUCAUUCCUUAAAUUUCAAAAAUUAUAACUAAAAACUUAAAAAAAAGAAGGCCGUAAUAUAUUUUAACUAAUACUUAUACUUUUUAUAUUUUCUCGUUUUUUUUAGUUUUUCAAAUUUGAUGAGAAAACUGAGAAUAAUCUAUCAAAAAAUGGCCUCCUUAAAGUAUCUCCACACAUCGAUUUCUUUUCAGAAAAUGUGCUACACUUAGAAAUCCAAGCAAGUCUUUUGGUAGAAAAGUUGUUAACAGUUAAAAAAAAAUAAACAUCUUUGUAAAGCAAUAAGCUUUUCAGCUCCAUUUCAGAAUCUAAAAUUUGGGAAGUUAGAGUGUAAAUUUAAUGUUUAUCUACGAUUAACUGUUGCUAACGAAAAACAAUUCUGAAUAGGGUUCGUAUAAUUGUGUUGCUUUAUCAACAACAUACAUGUCAUAUUAUGGUAAAAUAAUCACAUAUCGAUGAUGUAUUCUUUAAUAAAAUUGUAUCUAUUUUCUCGAUGUUUAACAUGUUUUUCCUAAUUAUACCACCACAAGAAAGUUUUCUUUUAGAAAAAUUGCUAUAUUUCUUACUUAGGAGUAAGAUUUCUGGCAGAAUUUAAGUACACAUUAUAAAAACAUCUUUGUGAAACCAACACAUUCUUCACUACUUUCAAAAUAUAAAAUGUAUAAAUAAAACAAAGUUUACACUAUUAAUGGGUGUCCCAUUGUUGUAGGUAGGAAGUCAGGACAAUGUAAAUAGUUAUUGAAUUUAUAUUUGUAUGCAUUGAUAAAUUAUUACAAAAGAAAAAUGACUCUGAUUCAAGUUCAGUUAAAUAUAUUUUAAAAUGACGUGAUUUUUUUCGAUCUUCGUCAAAAUUUGAACUUUAAAAAGUCAAAAAAAAACUACUAAACUACGUUCAACUUUUUUAGGUCUCGAUUAUUAUUUUUAACUGGAUUAAAAUAGCUAUUUUCAUAAACUUUCUGGUUUUUUCUACUGUUUUUAUCGGUUUUUUAAAUUAUUAGGAAAUUUACUAGCUAAAUUAAAAAAAAACCUUUUAAAUUAACCAACUAUGAACAAUUUGUUUUCAGAAAAGAUACUUGGUAGUAAAGUUUUUAAUAGCUAGACAGAAAAAAAAUACACCAUACAAUACAAAUCUCAGAAUAUGAAACUAGAACUGAAUUUUAAAAAGUAUCCUGAUCGAACUCGUGUUGAAUUUAAAUCUUUUUUUUGGAAUUCUUUUCAGGUCGCUAUAUCGAUCGGACUGAUUGAAAGAAAAUUAGUUUACAUUGCUAUGCUAUGUAAAAUAUUUGAUAUCCAAUCCCUUUCUAAUUAGUAAAGUAUGAUUAGAAAAAAACGAAACUUUUUAUAUAAAAGUGGUUAUUUUAAAAUGAUAAAAUUUAAUGUUUAUCACUUUCAACGUAAUUUUCUUUCAUAUCUACAUACUGUUGCACACGUCGCUGAUAUUUCUGAAAACAGUGAUGCCAAUAACUUUCAACCAGCCCGUCAGCCCAUUCAGAAGUUCCACCAUUUUCUUUUUUACGUCAUCAUCUGUUUAACAAUGGCGGUUUCCUUUUGUAAAAAUAUUUAGUUGAAAUUGCAUUGUGAUCUGGAACAUUAUCUUGGUGAGGGCCAAACUAUCUCCAAUAUUUUUAACACGUUCUCUAAAUUUAGUUAAUACCUCUACAAUAAUAUUGAUGGACUAUUUUACGAUCUUGCCGUAUGAUUCUGUCGAUGUUAUCAACAUUUUCAAUUGUUAAAGACGUGAUAGGACGAGCAUCAUCUUUAAUGUCUUCUCUUUCACUACAAAAAGUAUAAAACUUUUGAUGCCAUUAAAAAAUUUGAACUCGUGAUAUGCAUUUUUUGUCAUAAACUUAUUUAAUAUUCGAAACGAACCCACAGCGGUUUUCUUUAAUUUCGCAAAAUACGUAUAAGACAAAUUAACCGAUUUCAUUUAUACUGACAAAAUAUACUGAUAUAAGUAUUUCAAAAUAAUAUUUUAAUAAUCGCUUUGUGGAUAACGAGAUAGUCUUGAUUUUAUUGAGGGAGUCUCGACAGUCUCGUUAUUUUCGUGUCAAACCUCGUAUUAUUUAAUACAUUGCAUACAUAUUAAAUAUUCGGAUUGAUCGUUCCCGUGUUUAACCAUUUGAGACCGCGUUCCAAGAGAAACGGUUAUAAGGGAAGACAUUUGAGACCUUUUUACCAUUAGUAAAUUUCCAAUCAUUAUAGUAUGCUAAAAAAUAAAAAAAAUACUACAAUAAUAGGUAACUAUAGUUUAAGUUUAUAACCAGAUAACAAAAAUGUAUGUUAAUCUAACCAGGUAUAAUGAGCAGGAAUUAAAAUCAACGUGCUCAUAUUAUUUUUUGGGUGAAAUAAAAGUACCUAUUUUAUGUGCAUUGUUAUCACGGAGGAAAAAUUACGCAGUUGAAAAUUAUUAAUACUAUGUUCGAGAACGCCGGCAACAACGAACGGCCCAUCUGCAUUUUUAAUAUCUAUGAUGAAAUUGAUGUUUUCGCCUACCGGCCGUGAUAAAACAGCGCACCGAUAAUAUUCGUCUGCCUUAAAAAAAUAUAUUUAUAAAAAAAAAAACUACUGGGUUGUGUUUACACGAUAAAUGUAUUAACUUACAACGGUAAUAAUGCUAUUAUAAUAAUAUGAUGAGAGACCCUGAGUAUUAGAAUUUCGCCCGAGUCUCAAAAUAACGAGAAAAAUAUUAUUAUUAUGGAACUCGGAGGAGUCGUUCAAUUAUUAUUAUUAUAUUUCUUUAUUUUCACGCUCCGGCUCUGCAGCGAUGCUCGAAGAGCUUACGUGAAUGGUAAAAUUAGCGUAAAGCCAUUAAUUUCUGCAGUUCAGUCACUUUCACGCAUCGAAUAGUGCCCGCGCUUUUUUUUCUCCCCCACUUCUACGGAGGAUUUAAUUUCCGGUGACCUCUUUCAACUAUCCCCACCUAACUGCAAAUUAUUUGAGGGCGUUAAAUGUCCAACUGUAUUAAUUACCUAAUAAAGUGUAUAAGAACUCGCUUUAUGAGCGACUGUGACAUUGUUCGUACAAACAUUGAUGUAAUUAAUUUUUGGACUUAAAAGCUUAUUGCGGUUACUGCCAUAUUUUUUUUUUUCAAUUUCUAUACGGCAUCAAUAUUGUAUUCUGCGGCGUUUUUGAUUGACACAUAACAAAAUAUUAAAGUUUCUAAACUAAAAUUAUUAACGUGCAUUGUGUUUGUUAUUGUCUAUUGUUCUCAUAAAGUGUCGUUGUCGGAAGAAAUAGUGCAGUGAAAUUUCGAGGUGCAAACAAAAGUUUAUCACUCACUUGUGUAUUUUAUUAAUAUUGUUUAUAAUAUUUCAUUAGUAUUCUGUGACAAAUCCUAUCAAAUUGAGCUAAUUUUUGAACCAUUCCGAUUGCAAUAAUAAAAAAUUAUAUUUAGCUUUUGCCACUAAAUGAGCUAUUAUUUACUUUUUCACGGUUUGUCUUAUUUACCUCUAUAGUUUUCAUAAAAAUUUCACAUAGUACUAGAAUUUAAUUAACCGGCUAUAUUAUUGCCGGAAACAAGUGAAAUCGUCGUUAUCUAAGAAAAAAAGAGCCGAUACUGGUGAUGAGUAUACCGCUAUUAUAGGUGGCAAGUUGGUAAGGCAUAAUACAUAAACCUAUUUAAUUUCUAUCUAUAUGCAACAAAAAUUAUACAAAUUUUAACUAAUGAAACGCCGUGAAUAUUUGUCAGUUUUUCUCAGCUAUUAUAAAAACUGCUUGAUAAAUCAAUAAUAACUUCCCUAGUACACAAACAAGACCCAAAAUUCAACAAAAAAAUAGACGGUUUGUAAUUUGUUUGAAUAACUCAUAGAUACAAACAAAAACACACAUAGUGAAACCGAUCAGAACCUAAUAUGACUGUUGUGUUGGAAGAAAAACGAUCAAAAAAGGUCACAAAAUGCACAGAAAUAUAUAAGCAUCAAUAGGUUAUUUUAGUGAUACGUAAUUUGUUUUUAAAUGUUCUAUAUUAUAAUUGUAAAGACAAAUAUUAUUUUUCUAUCUUUAAUUUAUUUACAUUCUUUUUAAGAAAUUAUUAUUUUAGAACUUUUUUUUUAAAAUUUAUAUUUUUUGAAUGUAAUAUAAAUCAAUCAUUUCAAAAUGUACAAAGUUUGACGUAUAACCCGUAGGGACGCGAUACUUAUGAAUCUUAAUAAUACUAUAUAAAAUACCUACUUUUUACUUUAUACUUAAGUUAUUUUAACAACUUGAAAAAUUAAAAUCCUUUUUAAUAUUUAAUUAAUUGAAAUUUCAAUAGAAAUAACACGUACUUAUACUAAAAUAUUUGCAUUCCAAAAUUAUCAUACUUAAGUGUAAAAAGUUAAAUUUUAAAAUAUGAUAAAAUUAUUAUUUAUAUAAUUACUUUGUUAUCUAAUUUUUCUAGUUUUUCUCUUUAAAAUUCAUAUUUUUCAUAUGUGUCACGGUCGAUAUAAUUUAUUUGCAUUUCAAUUCAGGGGUUGAUUGAACGCUAAAUUUGAAAUAACCGUGUACCUACGAGUCGAAAAAAAAUAUUACUAGACAAAUAUGAUUUUCUUUUUUUUUUUUUUUUUUUUUAGAUAAUACGGUCGGAAAAUAAGAACGAGUAAAUACGAACACGAAUACUGCACAAAAUAGUUGUGGCAAACCCAUUUAAUUAAAAUAUCAUACCCACCGCCUACUUAUAAUAAAUCGCGGUCUGCUUAAAACUACCGUUAAUAUAUUUUACUUGCAUUCGUGUUUUUAGAAAAAAUCGAUAUUCCCUAAUUGUUACACGACAUGCAUUUAAUACAACAUAAUAUUAUGUUUGUACCGAAAAUGUUUCUUUCGUCGGCUUAUUAUUUUCGUUGGUAUAUUUAAGUUUAAAAUCAAUAUAAUGUGGGUUUUGUUUUUAAUUUUCCACGAGUUUCAAGUAGAAUCCGGGCUUAAUACUUCUGAUGGUUAAUUUGCGCUAUUUUCGUAGAUGGGAAAGUAGAAUUCAUAGAUUAAUUUCCCAUGUCUCGCGACAAUGUAUGAUCACGAACGAAAAAAUAACGAACUUUGAUUAACCGUGUUUUGAAAUACAAUGAUUUUUACGAUAUUCAUCGAAAUCUUUAAAUAACUUGUAAAAAAAAAAAUUAUACAUGACAUGAGUUUUACUCAGUGCUUAGAAUCGUGUUCAAUUUUCAAGAAUGUUUAAUUGACCAAAACAAUUAUUCGUGCAUAUAACCAAAUAAAAAUGUUAAAAAAAUUGACAAUUUCAAAUAGAUAACUUACAAAUGUCCAGAAUAUUUUGAAAAAUGUACUAAUAAAAAAAAAGGGCUAAUAUUAAUAUUCUAUAAAAAUUUGGAUUCUCUGCGAAUAUUGUUUACUGAAUUAUAAUACAAUAAAAUAUUAACGAUAACCAAGAUCGUUAUUGUAUACAUUUUUCCGUUUUUCCUACUUUUUUUUUUCUCGAAUAUUAGAAACUAUUAUUCUUAUCGGAAUACAAAACGACUAUGAUAAAUAUAAACUUUUAAAAAUUUCUAAAACUAUAAGACAAAUUUAAUAAUGCUGACUCACCGUCUUACUGCUAUUAGGUUUUCAAUGUCGGUUCGCAAUAUCAUAAUUUCUGAAUGUGUUUAAAUUUCUAUUUUUUCGUUUAAUUUAUUUAAUAGGUAGAUGUUUUUUUAUUUUUCUCAAAACCAUUAAUUUUACUGAUUAUGACUGAGUUAAUUCAUUUCUUGUUCCCGUUAUUAAUUAUUAAACUACAUUAACAAACUAGAUUAUAAUAUUGGCCUUAUCGUCCUUAUCUAAAGGUGGCCGACAAUGUAGUCGGUAAUCUCGAGAUUGUGUUCACUAAUAUUGACGGCCGCCAUAGACUUUGACGUGCGAAUUCGAAAUCUCGUAUAAAGUAAAAUACAGUCAAAUAGUAGGUACUCUAUCAAAUCCAUCAACUGUUUUUGUGUCCUAACGAUAUUAGUUCUAAAUAAAUUAUUACGAAACUAUAGCGAAAAGAAUAUACGGAACACAUAUAAGAACACACACGCCUGUCGAUUUACAUUAUGAAAACGAUGUUAUUUUUAAAAAUACGUGAAUUUUUUCGGUGUUGCGCGAUGGUCAUAUUACAAUACGUAAACGUAAUAAUGUGUAGUUACACGGAAAACAGGCAUUUCUAUAAUAUGUUGUACCGUUUUGUACCGAGUUUUAUAUUGUGUAUACACUCUGUUCGAUGUAGGUACUAUAAAAAAAAAAAAAAAACAAAAAACAAACAACCCUGCUUCGUAAAAGCAUAAACUAACAUCGUUACGAUAGUAAUUCAUGAUGAUAUGUUUAAUAGCUGCACUCGUGCGUUGUAUAACAUAAUCGUGUUUAACUUAAAACCCACGCGGGGAAAAAAUCGAAUCUAUAUACCGCUAUAUAUUGUAUACUUCAUAUUAUAUUUUUCAUACGCUACGACUAUAAUACUACUAUGAUAAUAAUGUAACGUUUCAAUCUCGCAAUAAAAAUAAAUCUGAAUUUGUAGCGAACAUAUUAACAAGUUGUUUCUGUUGUUGUUUUUUUUUUUUUUUUUUUGUAAUAGCGCAAAUUUAUAUUCGCCAUCAUCGUCACGUAUGAAUCAUAUUAUUCGGUUUCCCAAUCGUGUUGCUAACGCGUAUGAAGUAUAUUCGUUUGAAUUUACAGUAAUCGUUAAUCGUUAUUAUUAUUUAUGCUAUUAUAGUGCCGAAUUGUAAUACGAAGUCGCUGUAUGUAUUCUCGGUCAUAAUAUAUUUCACUGCUAUUGUGUUAAACAAUAAUAAUACACUCGUAUUUUGUAAUUUGAUACAUAUUUUGUGUGCAUACGGAUUCUGAUAGAGGUUUUCAACACUUUUAUGAUGAGUGAAAAUGCUCUGAUUUUGAAGUAUCGUGAAAAAAUAUUCCACGAAAUUUUUUUUUUUUUUUUAAAUGCUCAACAGUGCACGCCGCUGAAAUAUUACUAUAUAUUUAUAAUAUGCCGUACAUAUUUUUUUUAUGAUAUAUCUAUAGACUCGUUAAGCUGAUAUAUAGUUAAGCACGGUUAUGAAUAAAUUAAAAAUGACGAUUCCAGGGCGUAAAUAAAAAUAUUUAAUCAUCUAUCCCAUGACUGUCCCCGACUAGUACUAUCUCACUCAAUAUUGUUUACCCGUUUCGUCCCAUAAACAUAAUACAUUCAUUAACGUGUUCAUGUACAUAAUUUACCUAGGAUAGAGAAUAUAAAUAACCAAUAGCAAAAUUUUCAUUCCGUGAAAUUGCGUUAUUUGUAUUGGUGUACAUGUCGUAGACCCUAUGGAAAAUUUGCGAAAAGACUACUGAAAAACUGAAAAAGUAUAUAUUGUUAUAUUUGUUCUUUCUUUUUGUGAAAUAAAACUAGUAAUGCAAUAGUCGAAAACUUUAAAAUUAUCUAAACUUCACUGAUACUCGCCAUUGAUACAGUUUAUGAUAUAAAUAUAAUACUAUAUACUUGUAAUAAGUACCAUACUUAUUCAGACUAUUCAGUUUACAUGUAAUAAUAAUUCUAUUGAACCUUUUUUUUUUUUUGUAAACGUAAUAAAUUACUCUAAAUAUAAAAAAAUUAAAAUAGCUAUCACUAUAUUUUAAUGAUUGUAGUUUUUAAAAGGCCUAACUGCUAUAUGCAAUAAGCCUGAAAAACAGUAGGUCGUUUGGAAAAAUAAUAAAUAGUUCGCAAACGAGCUACCCCGUUGCAAAGAGCCUAGCCUUUUUGCAAAAUCACUAAUUUUCCAUAUAGCCUACGAUAUAUACAUGCACAGCAAAACGUGUUCACAAUUCAAAUACGUCGUAUUAACAUCAUUCCAUAUAGACAUAUUAACAAAGUGCGUUUAAAAGAGAUAAAUGGAGGAAUAAAACGCUAAACAUCAUAGAGGUUAGAAGCGGUUUGACAGGGUUGCCAGAUGUUUUAUCAAGAUAAAUGUUAAAAAAAUGUUUAUUUUAUUAAUUAUUUGAAAUAACGUUAAACAUCAAACAAAUCGUUAAAAAAAAAAAAAAAAAAAAAAAUAACAUUGUAAAACCAGUGAUCAAAUUGUUAUUAUUGAAUGAUUCGGUAACCACCGUAACCUACCGGUAACUAUAGUUCGCUUCGAUCAAAUAUAAAAAUUAUAGCAUAUUAUGGUCCAUUCGUAUCUAUAUAAUCUACGCAGAAAACCAGGAACCAUUAUUGAAUGAGAUAUAAUCGGGGGCAGUCACAGACAGAAUGAAUCAAUAUUUUUAUUUUCGCCGUGAUAUUGCGAUUACGUAUCUACACGAUUGUAUCUUCAAAUUAUUAUUACUACAAACGUGCGUAUCUAACUAUCUUAUUGUUGGUCAAGGAACAUUUAUGGCGUAAUGAAAAUAUAUUUAUAUAUAUUUCAUACAUGAUCGUCCCUAACUAUUGCCUAUCCUUUUUUAAUCAAUACUGAUCAUAAACAUCAUAGACGGGGGUCGGCGAAAAAGGAAAGCGCAAGCAAUUUAUGAAUGAGUUUAUCCCUAAUUGUUUUACCCAUGAAAACCAACACGGCUCAGUAAAUAUUCCUUAUUUUUUUUUUUUUUAUAAUAUUUAAUACGCUAUAAGUAACAAAUUCAAUAACGCGAAAUAACAGUGUAUAUUGACUUCGCAACAGCCGCCUACGAUUACAAUAUAAUAACUUGUUUCUCGGCGCAGAAUGAGAAGGGUAUAAUAUUAUAUAAUAUACAGUUUACAACAAUACGAGUAUUAUGUAUUUUUUCCUCAUACAACGCUCUUUGGAGUAGUAAAAGGUUUUAUUUAACAAUAUUUACGAGUUGUGUAUAGAUAUUAAUACGGGCGAUUUUAGAUUCUGAUUUUAGCGAAGAAUGUAUUAGUUUUACAAAGAUGUUUAUUUUUUUUAUUUUUUAUGUGAACACUUUUUUGCUAGAAAGCUUAGUUCGAUAAUCAAGAAUAGCACGUUUUUUGAAAGAAAUGUUCUCUAGGUGGUGCUUUGGAGAAGUCGUUUUGGAAAUUCUCAUUAAUAUUCGAGAAAAAGACUGAAAGAUUUUUAUUUAUUUUUUGUUUUUAUCAAGUUUUUACGAUUUUAGUUUAAAUCAUUUUUUAAACAAUCAUUGUUGUCAUGGAAACGCAUAUUAUUGUAAUCGUCUUACCAUAAUAUGAAAUACACAUUGUUUACGAAGCAACAUUAUCAACCGAACUCCACUCAUAAUUAAUUUUCCUUUAGCAAUGGUUGAUUAUUGCUUACAGAUAUACAAUAAAUUUCUGUCAGCUUCCUACCUUCCGAACUUUCUACAACUACAUUACUACCUACAACAGUGGCUGCAGCACAUGCGAAGCAUGCCCAUUCUUUUUUAUUUGGAAAUUAUUUUCUCGAUUGAUAAUUAGUUUUUUUUCUGUCCAACCAAAUCUGAAGUAAUCAUUAUACGCCACGUCAUAGCUUUAGAGGUUUUUAAACAACUGUAUAACCUUAUUGUUUGAUACGGUUUUGACGAAUAGCUAAAGAUGACGCACUGUUAUUCUUCGAAUUUCGCGUUCUGUUAAAAUUCGACUCAUUUCGACCUAAGUGCCACAAUGUUCCAAAUAACGUAAUUUCGAUUGUAAUUAUUAUUUACUGAUCGUCUUGACGUCGCGUUUAUCACAAAAAUCGACUUGCGGCAGAUCAACCGGCGAACGAGACGCGGAAAACCCAUCCUGUGUCGUAUAUUUGCCGUAAUAAUUUUACUCACGAAACGCGGAGACGCCUUACCUGCAGCAGUAAGUGUGCCAGCGGCGGAGUUCAAAUCGCGUUGUUUUGCGCGCCACCGAGUCUCGCCAUGCCACGCCGCGCCGGCUGCAGCGGGCUGGCGGUCGUCUCGCGCGCGUUUCACGACCCGACGAGAAGAUUUCACGUUCGACCGGUCGGAAACUUUUCCUCUCAAUCUCGUCAACUUUUCGGUUGCCGCCAGAAAGUUGCGGCCGUCUUUAAAUUAAAAUAUGAGAGUUCCUAUACAGCGCACCGCGCCCGUUUUAACCACAGACGUUUUAAAUCGUCAGCAACUACAAAACACCGAGUGCGCGAUAUAUUAUAUCACGUAUAAGUAUUUAGAAAUUCGUAAUCACGAGAAUAAAUACGAAUCUUUUGGCCCACCUUUUGAGUGAAUGCGACCGAGCAAGAAUAAGGGCCGCGGUGUCUGCGAAAUAUUAAAAGCACCGCAGGUAUAAAAUAUUAUUAUUUAUUCAUUGAUUAUAGGUUACUUUUACUUUUACUAACAGAUUUUUAUCGACGAUUUUGCCGUUUGACUAUUAAUUCGGAAAAUUUAAGCUUUCAGCCCCUCCUCUUCCCAAAAUGAAUGAACCUUUACGUUUACAUGACAGAAAAACAAUAAUCAUUUAUAAACGACUGUAUAUACUUAGAGCCAAACGUCUGGUGAGAAAAAAAAAUCACGAAACAUAACCUCAUAUAUUUCAAUAUCGCUUCGUCUGAAUAGCGAGCUUGUAUGUCGUGACUUAAUCGAAAAUAAAACCUCCGAUAUUUUGUGUUAUGCGAAAUUACGUCGCGUGGGUCAUCAGUGGGGAAAAAUAUUUUCACUCCGGAUAUGUAUUUUUGUUUUUCUUUUAUCGUGAUGGAAAGAACUACCCAAGGCCCUUCGAUGUGUCUUAUUUUGUAAACGUGGCAGGUUUUUUUUUAUCUCCUUUCAUCGUGUAUAAAAAAAGAAAAUAAAACUGUAAGUUUUAUUUUUAGCGAUGCGUCUCGAUUAAUAUUAUUAAUUUAGAGAUAGGAUGUUAAUGACCUAAAAAAAAUAUCAAAACAGACCGCAAAAAAUAUGCUUUAAAUGACUUAGGAUAUAUUUUUAAAAAAUUACCUGAACAAUUUUAAAAAAAUGAUUAAAAAAGUAUUAUAAAUGUGUUCACAAAAAUGUUUAUUUUUCGGUGAUAUAUUAUUAGGGUCAAAUAAAAUACUGUGUAUCGAUAAUUGUUCAUAUACUUAUAUCAAGUCAUAAAAAUAUUCGUAAAAUUAAUCGUGAGAGAGAAAAACACAUCCACAUUAAUAAUAUUAUAAUAAAUGUAUUUAUAGCUAAAAAAACAUGGUUUAAAAAAAAAAAAAACAAAAGCUGAUACUGGGGAUGCAAUAGGCCACUAUUGUAGUUUAAAUGUAGAAAAGGUAAGAUACAUAAUGUUAUUUCAUUAAUAUUAAUUGUAAGCAACGGUAAACCAUUAGUUGACAAAAUACGAUUCCGAGCGUAAUUCAGUAAUACAUAAUUUGAAGUGCCGUAAUUUUUUUUUGCCAUAUCCAUUUAAAUUUGAUUUCAAAACGCUUAUAAAAAAAAAAAGAAAAAAGUCGUUCAAUGAUUUUAGAAAUUUUCCCACGUCUAGAUAAGUCCAGUAUAAGUAUUAUUAUCAAGUUUCAAGUCUCUACGUGUAUUUAUAAUCGAAUUACAGCAAAAAACUCCCAAAAAUUUAAAUUCUUUAAAAACUCAAAAGUUUUGGCAAUGAUACCGUAAAAAAUUUAAUGAAAAAGGCAGCAAAUAAAGUGUCUUGUGAUUUUUCGAUUAAAUCACUUUUUCUGGUAGAAAACGUCGUCCAUGUUUUUAUAAAAUAAUGAAAUCAUGAAAUUGUACGUUUUCUUACGUUUUUUUCCAACUUAAGUGCUUUUAUUUAAAAAAAUAUGGCGUCGAAAAUCAAAAAUUUAUCUAUAUAAAGUACCAAAUAAGCAACUUGACAUUUCAGCUAAGUUACUGCACGUAAAAAUCGGAGCAAGUUUACUAGGAAAAAACGUGUCCGCAGGCUAGAACAAAGAAUAAAGAAAAAAAAAUAAACGUUUCAGUAAUAGCAAUAGCCCCCUCGCUACGCUCGGAAUCUAAAAUGCAAAAUAAAAUUUAUCUGAUAUUCUGAAUGUAUAUGAAGCGUGAAACGAGUUUUUACGUAAGAUAGCAUUUUCGUAUGCGAUUUGGAGGAGAAAAACGGGGAAAACUCAUCAGCACGCUAUCUGUAAAUUAUUAUUAUUAUUAUUAUCGUUAUGCCGUAGUUGUUUUUGUUGUUGUUUUCGUAAUCGUGUUAUCAUAUUAUAAAACUGUGUUUACGACACGACAAAAGAAGAGUAAAACAAACAUAAAAAAAAAAAAAAGUCACAUACCUAAUAUUUACUAUAAACCUACGGUGUUUAUUGUAUACCUGCACACAACGAGCGCGUAAUUAAUUUGCCAAAACCACGCGCGUAUUCUAACCGGAGGCUACACUAUCUUAAUACCCGUGUACAGGGCGUAUCUACAGUAUUUGACGAUGCCCCACGUAAUUGCACAGUAGGAAUUUAUCGAAUUCUCCAGUGCGCCCUGUAUGUUGUAUAGCAGUGCGCCGGAAUAUUGUUAUAAGUAUCAUACUCGACUGCGUUACUCGUGCGUACACGUACGAAAACGUGCAAAAAAAACCGAUGAUGGGUUUUUUGUGCGUGUGCGUGUGUGUGUGUGUGUGUGUGUGUGUGUGUGUGUGUGUGUGUGUGUAUUGUAUACAUUAAACAUUAUUAUUAAUAUCGUGCCCCUGCAAUAGGCAUAUAUGACCCCGGAGCCAAAGACGCGGAUUAUCAUGCACGCGGUAUCUCGCGGCAUGUAAUAAUUAAACCGCGUAUACGUAUUAUAAUAAUAAACGAACGAGUGCACUAUACACAAUCUCUUUGAAAAACGUUGGUAAAAUAUUUUCGUCUGUGUGCACUGCACACUGUGCGCGGUAUUAUAAUAUACGUAUGUGUGUAUACGUACGUGAGCGUUUUGCACAAAUGUUUUCAAAAUUUAUACGCCUAUCCUUUACAUUAUAUACGCACUAUCGCGAGAAAAUAUUUUAUAAAACCAAACAUAAUAUUAUUGAAACAUAAUAUCGUAACCGCGUUUCCUUCGUGCACAACAUUAUAACGCGUAGAAAAACGUUCAGAACAUAUUUUCUAAGUUUUAGUUCGCAUAUUACAAAAAAGGUACACGCAAAAUAUUGUUAACCGCAUGUAUUGCAGUGUGUACGAUAUUGCGUUAUACAAACUUUUUUUUCGUGACCGAACAUUAUUAAAAAACGGUUUUUUUUAACAACGUGGACAAAUUACAAAUGGACACUAAAACGAAAACGGCGGUACACCGGCCGAUGUUUACAAGUUUUGAACCGGUCUCGACCGGUAUGGACGUGCCGAUAUAUUGCCGGUGAUGACGCGCGACCAUGUUCUCGGCCAAUAAACGAUACGGAAAAUGCCGAAAUAACUAAAAACAUAUAACGAAGACAAUGUUGAUUGUUAUACAGGAUGUUUAAUAUUUACGCGAGACACUCGUUAUUUUGGAAAAUGUGUAUUUUUUUUUUUGUUGCACUAUGACAUUACUCUCGGUUUUUGCCAUUUUGAAACUUGGGGCUGAAAUCAUUAUAUUUAUAAUAUCUUCUUCUUCUUUUUUUCUUAUUUUUACAUCUCGAGAGUUCGUUUAAGACCAUUGCUGCAUCACACAGUUCCUUCCGUCUCUGUUUCUCUGGUGCUACCAGAGACCUUAUAGUCUUCUGCCAAAUCCUUUAUCAGACCAUCGAUGUUUAGGUUGCCUAAAGGCCACUUAUCUUGCGGUGUCUAAUUCGGUUUUUCCCUUGCAAUCGUUUUAGAUGUAAGUUGACGGCCUAGCCGACUGAGAGUGUUUUGGCCCGAAUCACCCCUAUUAUGUUUGGUUACCCAAAAAGGAGUUGCAUUAUUUAUUUAUAAUAAAUCGCAGUAAAAAACAAAAACAAUUUCUAUCCUUCUUCCCUUUUUUUUUUCGCCUAUCAGAUUUUGUCGGACUAAUUUUCGUUCGAGGCGUAAUCCACUAUAUUAUAGUAUAACAGCUCUACUACGGUCGGUUUCCCCAAACAUAUACUCGAAAUAAAACUGCCCGCGCUCUCACAGCGGAUAUUAAUGACGGUCCAAGUGCCGAUAACCCGUCGACCAAUUUUGUACACAUUAGGUAUACCUAGUAAAUCCUCAUACAAUGGUAUUUUUUUUUAUUUUCUAUAAGCAGACGUACAAAUAGAGAAUGGUUUUUUUUUUUUUUUUUUUUUGUCUGAAGCGGUCGUGCACCACGGGUGUAGCUGAAUUGCCUAUGGAUAACGCCGUUCUAUAUAUUAAUACAAAAUAACAUUAUUAUGUAUAUGUACUCGAAAUAUAAUAUCCGAAACAUUAUUUUUAAAAUAUAUAAUUGUUCGAUUCUAUAAUAAUUUUGUGUUUUCCUUUAGAUAUAAUACGAUAUAAAUUUUAAAUAUGAGUACAUACUAUACUUGACACGUAUUUAAAAUUUGGCCCCGUCGAACGGCAUGCGAAAAAAAAACGUAGAAAAAAACCGAUAACGAUAUUAUUAUUUAUAACGAACUUGAUAUUUUUUAGUCUCUCGUUUAUUCAGUAAACUAAGUAGAGGUAACGAAUAAUUAAAAAAAAAAAAAAAAACCCGGGAAAUGUUUGAUUUACGAGUAACUAUACACUUUCCCUAACGUCGUAACGGGAAAAAAUAAAUCUAAAUUAUAAUUUUUUUCUUUUUUUAAUACAUCAAAAGUAUAUACAUAUAUAUAUCUGUAUAUAAUUUCUUAAAUUUACGACUUUUUACGAAAAGUAUGAAAUAUACUUGUUUCAAUAAUGAACCGAUGAAAAAAAAAAAUUUAAUUUAUUUCCCCGCCUCCGAAAAAUGCAUGACCCGUGCACUAAUCAAGUUGUUUUUUUUUUUUCAUUUUUUAUCAAACGAAACCUUCGAAUCGUAUGGUAUUAGAUUACAAUAGCUAUACAGCUUAUUGAAAUAAUUAUUUACGAGUAUUUUCGACUUGUAUACUUGACGUCUAGCAUCAACGACAAAAAAAAAAAAAAAAAACAACUAAUUUCGUAUCAUACGGCGUGCACGACAAGUGUUGAAUUCUCAAAAACUCAAUGCACUUUACUUAUCGUCUGGUGUGAAUGAAUACGUGUAAAUGAACACUAACCGACCGGUCAAAUGGUUAGUAAAUUAGUAUUGCAACAUAUAUAAAUAAUAAACAAAUGUUAAUAAUGCAGUCGAGUCUCGGUAUCUAGAACCUCGACAACGCGAAUUUUCUGUUGACCCGUGGAAUUCCUAUACAUCGAGUUAAAUUACUCGACUGUUUCUCGAACAAAACUCUUCAGUUUUAUUCAGCCAAUUGUGGCAAAAAUUACAAAGCACGGUAAACAAAAACCGGAAAAUCCUCCGGCACGGUUCGGUUUUUCUAUAAGUUUAAAACCGUUUGCAUUUUUAACGAAUUUCAACUCCGAAAAUACCAAAACUAAUAAUAAUUAUAAUACAAUUUUAAUGCUAGACGUUAUUUUUGCCCGUCUAUGAACAAUUAUUAUUACAUCGUGACAGACCGAUACUGAAUCGUUGUGGGUUUUUUUUGUUUUUUAUAUACUGUACCAAAAAAAUUUUCCAAAUAAUUAAAAAUGUUCGGUAAAAUCGAAAUACCGAAGGUGACACGGCAAAAAGUUCUAAGCGACACGGUUUCACUGUCGGACGGAUAAAUACGUGUUUCGUCCAUUGCGUGCGAGUGAAAACAGCUGUGAUCAUUAUUUAACGACCAAUUUGAAUUUUAAGUUUGGGAUAUACCAUAAAUACCAUUUUUUAUUUUGUCUUCUCAAUUAUAGGGUCUAAUCAACAAUCCGUAUUUACCAUAGGAACGUACAAACAAAAAAAUAGUGGUCAAUAAAAAAAUUCCCUAUUCAACCGAAAAAGGUUAAACCUAAAGGCCAACCUAAAGAAAAAAAGGUAAAAUCACAAAUAAAUGUAUUUUGACACGAAAACUAUGCAUUUUGCACUUACAACUUUUUGCCGUUUCACCAUGGGGAUGUUAAAAGCCACACCUGCCUAGGUUUUUGAUAUUUUUGGAUAUUUCUCCGAUAUAAAAAAAAAAUUGACUUUCCCAAUGCACGUUGUGACUAUGAUAUUAUUGUAGACGAAAUUUACUAGGUGCACAAACGGAUUCAAACUCGAUGUUGACUAGUGGUCAAACGUACAGCAAUGACGAACGCAAUAGCGUUGCGAUCUUCGUACCACGUCAUUUCCCAGAAAGCAAAAAAAUAUUUAAAAUAACACACACACUGCACAGACACACACACACACACAUCAAAAUAAAAUAUAGUAAAACGAAUAAAAAAAAAAAACAUAUAAUAUUAUAUAAUACCAUUUUAUAUUUCGGUAUUUAUAGGAUAUAAUAUUAUAUUUUUUUAAACGAAAUGUCAAGAGAGAAAAUAUGAGAAUAAUAAUACGAAUAUAUACAUAUACCUUUAUAUGAUAAUAUUCUAAUAUUGUGGACGUAAAAUAAAAUUUGCAUAUACGACUUUUUCAAUGUCGGUCGAGAUGACACAAGGAGACGACGACGUCGAGGGGUGAAAAACUAUACCGGAAGCGCGUGUUAUAUUAUUACAAAUAUUUAACCGAAUUUUCGGUCGACCGGAUACCACGCGCGGUUUCGUCUCUUUUUUCGAACACCGUCAUUCCGUGUCUCUAAACGUCCUAGAUCCGCAAUAAUCGGUGACGCGUCGUUUAUAUUUCUUUGUUUCUUUUCUAGAACGGAGAGAUCGUUUCGUACAAUCCAGCCGCUUAUAUUGUCGAAAGUAUUUAUUAUCGUUCGGAACGGACGUUAUUAUUGACUCGCUGUGCGUUAACGAGCAUAGCAUAAAAUACACAACUCUCUGAAUCGGUUGAGGCACGUGUAAAAACUGGUGAAACAACACUCCGAGUGUUAGAGCUUUAUUCGUCAAUCCACCCCUAAGGAUGAUAGGGUAUAAAAUAUUAUUACGGCUUAAAAUAGUCAAUAUACAAUAAAAAUUUUACGCUGUCCCAUUGAGAGUAAAUUUGUGUACCGCGACGAAACUAAUAAGAAAUUCGUCCACUAGGAGCGCUAGUGAAAAAACUUUAUAGCGAUAAUUAAUAUGCGCAGUAAUAAACAACUGCAGAUAUCUGUACAUAAUAUAAGCUGCUUUGUUUAUAUUAUUCAUCAAUCUCGUGUCCGUUAUGGGAUUUUAUCGAUUCGUAGAUCGCACAUCACAAUGCGUACAAACCGUAAUUAAAAUGCAAUUGGCGACACUUUAAUACUCGUACAAAAUUAUUACACCGGUUUUCCUUUUUUUUUUUUUUUUUUUUUUUUUUUUUUAUGGAUAUGUAAUAUACGAGAUACGAUAUAAAGCAAUACUAUAUUUAAAAUCGUAUUUUCCACUAAAAAUAAUUAUUUAAUUAACAAAUUAACCAUUUUUUUUUUUUUUUUUAGAUUUAUUUUUGUUUUUGUAUUUAUAAUGGCUAUACAAUUUAAUACUAAUUAAUUUUAUCAUCAGAUAAAUCAAAAAAGACAAAAUAUAAAAUUCUCGAAAAUUCACUUGUUUUGAGUAACUGCACUUAUCACUACGAGGACUGUAGUAGAGUAGUACAUGUUCUACAUGAAUGUCUCAUCAAUCAGAUUUUUAAUGUCUAUGUAGUCGUCACGUAGGAACAUCAAAAUUAUAAUAAUCUGAUUGGACAUCUAGUCUAACGAGAAUGAGUUAAGCACAGUCUUUCACACGGGUAAAUUGUAUACUUCAAAACUACAGAGGCCGCCAAAUGGAGUGAAUGAGAGGAACAUAUUUUUAAAUUUUUGAUUGAUCUCAGGCUUUUAGGACGGGAGGAAAAAUGGCAAAAAAUCAAAAGACGUACCAAGUUAAAAACUUUUCUCCAUAUGCCCUCGAAAAUAAAUAAAAAUCUCUGAACGGAUAUUCGAUUUUCGUAUUUUCUGGACGAUAAAUGGCAUUUAGGACGAUAUUACAUUAAAUCAUAAACGUGUAAGACACUUUUUACGUAUUUCCUAAUUCAAAAGGAAUCGGCUGCAAUCAGACUUCCCGCAUGUUUGUACAUCCUACUGAUUUUCCGGGAGUCUCGCGGCUUUUGGGACUACAGGUACUUACAAAAUGUGAAAAUCGAAAGUCUAAUCGACGAUUCCUUUUUAUUGAGGACAAACGAAGAAGAAUUUUAACGUACGGAUUUUUAUUUUUUGCAUCGUUUUAUGUUCAAUAUGUAUUAUAACAUUAAUUAUACACGUAUAACGUUAAUAAAAAUAAUGUAAACACAAAUAAUUGUUUAAAAUUCGGUCCCCCCACCCUGCUCAUAACAAAAAUCGUUUGGCCCUUAUUGAUACAACGGUAUACGUAAAAGUAUAGCAUGCGAGUGAUUUACCCGUAGACCCGUAGUACGGUUCCAUUGUAGAUCGCGCGAAAAAACGAAAUAAAUAAUUGUGACAGGACGAGAGUUAUAGUACAGAGCUAUAGAAAACUAAAAUUGAAAAAUACGCGAAAAAAUAUACCGAAAGUUUUAUUCUCGCGCGCACGUAUUAUAUUGUAGUUUUUUGCCGAACGUCCGGAUGAACUCGGCGGAUAAAUACCCGAUAUGAUGAACCUGCGAUUUUCUCGGAGGAUUUAAAGUGAAUUUGAUUUCUGUUUUUUUUUUCAAUCAUUGUGGAAUCGUUUACUUAAAAUUGUUUUUAUAUUCACCCCUACUCCAUACGCCAUAAAUCUCGGUUUUUGAACGUAAAAUAUUUUUCUCAAAAUGUUUGCUUGUAAAACACUAGUAUCUGAUUUAACAUUUGUGAGUUAUACCCUACCCAAACCCCUCUCAUUGAUAAAUCCUCGCUAUACGACACUGAUUAUAACAGUUUAAAAUUUAGACCGGAAGUGUUAUGGUUUUGUUUUCUAAAAUUGGAUAUGCAAUUUGAAAUUCAAAAGUAUAAAAUGUUUUAAAGUACGUGCGGUAAAGGGGAAAAAUCGAAAAUAAAGCUUAUAAGAGAUUUCAAAACGAUCGAAAAAAAAAAAAAAAAACAGAAAUCGAGUUCAACUAAUAACAUACGAGAAAAUUAUCGCUUCGUGAUAAAUGAUCACCCUGUAGCAUACGUAUCUGGGCACUGAAUUAUUUCUGUAAGUUUUUUUUUUUUUUCGUGUCCCGUGUUCAAUCAACCGUCCGCGGAGCGCGGUACAGUUUCUAUAUUAUACGCGUACGUACAAUAUCGUUUCGGACCGUGAUAUUAUAUACGCGAUACGUUCUCGACCGACAAUCGCGGGUUUUCGGAGGCGGGGUCAGAGGAGGAGGAGGAGGAGGGGGGGGGGGGGUAGGGAGGUGCGGCACGCGAAAAUCACGUGCAAUAAUAAUACGCCGUCGUCGUAUGUACGUACGCGCACAGAAAGAGACGGAACGGAAAGAAGUGUGCAAAGGAAUGUGCGUGCGUGUGUGUGUGCCAAAGUUUUCGAAACAGGAAAUUGACUGAUCACUGACAAAUAGCUAAACUACACGCGCGUCUCGGAUAACUAUCUGCCGGCUACAAACGCGAAAGUUUCGCGUGUGUGUGUGUGUUAUUCCGCCGCCGCGUCUGUGUGCCGUAUAUUAUUAUUAUCGGCUGCCAAUGCGCCAUUUUGGCCUUAUUCUCGUUUUGGAUCGCCGUCGCAAUAUUAACGAAUACGGCGGACGUAUAUAUAGAACCGCGCUUACCGCUCGUACUUGCUGCACGAGCGCGCGCAGGUACGCCGUUCCAGUUUCAAAAGCGUUCCAAUUCAAUAUAUUAUUGUUAUCGUUAUUAUUAUCAUUGUUAUCGUUGUGUAUCGCGGACGCGUGUUUAGAAUCCGCCGCGGAUUUCGUAUGAACGAGCGAAAAGUGCGCGUGUGUAACGCACACGCGCAUACUGAUAUGUCCGAAAUUGCUCGUGACAAAUGUCGCGCGUACAAUCUCCGAUUUUCACCGAAAAUGAGACGAAUGCCGUUUCGUAAUGUGCAAUUUUCAGCGCCGUAUUCGGAGCCGUGAACGGUCGGACCCCGCGUUCUCGAAGUUAGCCCCGCCGAGUGGUCCGAUCGACUUCAGACCCGCGCCAAUGUUUCGCAAAUUAGUUGCGUACGAUUUGCAAAUUGGUUUUUACGACUCGCGAAUCGCACGGAGAGCCACAAAUCCGAUUUUUAGUUUCCGUCGCUGUGCUCUGAUUUAAACUCGCGGCAGCCACUAGCCGUCAACAUAUGCCCACCGAUAUUAGAGAACACACGAAUGUACCUAAUCUAUGGGUCAGCCAUAACGGGGAUAUUAUUGAAUGGCGACGUACGUAGCCAGAAAUGCCCGGUUCACGGUACGUCUACCCGGUCCCAAUCGAAAUAAUUAUCAAGGGGACGGCGGAAAAAAUAUAAAAUAGUAGAGGGGGGCUCCGUCUUACCAAUUCAAGCGGUUUAUACACCGAUAUCGUUUCACACCGUUUCAGAUAUAAGUAACCCUUAUAAAUGUUACAACGCUAUAAUUACACUUUCAUCCGAACGUAUUUAAACCUGUACUCCAUAUAAUUGCGGAAUUUCGAAUGUGUAACAAGUUGUCGUUUGAAAAUCAAAAUCAGGUAGACUUAGCGUUCUUAAUUAAACUGUUUAAAAACAAAAUGUCUUGCCGAAGAAUGUUAAUUUUUUUCCGAGAUAACGAGUGUACGCCCGUUUGAAUGGUUCAUCUAUAGCGGAGAUGGGCAACUCGGUGUGACAAGAGGGCCAAUUUUUAGGACUUAAAAAUCUAGCGGGCCAGAGAACACAGAUAGCAAAAAAAAAAAAAGAAAAAGGUCAAUACAAUUUCAAAUUUACAAAUGACAUUUAUUUUUUACAUUUAAUUAUUUACGCAUUUAAUACAUGUGGAGUUUAUUAAUUAAUUUGAAAAUGUAGCACGGGCCAGUAAAAAAUGGUACGCCGGCCGGAUACGGCCCUCGGGCGGCCAGUUGCCCAUCCCCGACCUACAGGAUAUUUUGACUUUUCUUAGAAAUAUUUAUACGUACAAAUUAAUCAGCCAUCGUCUGUGGAAUAAAAAAAAAAUUCACCUAAAUGCGGCGUGUGGAUGUGCUACAAUUUAGGACUUAAAAAUCUAGCGGGCCAGAGAACACAGAUAGCAAAAAAAAAAAAAAAAAAAAAUGGCUCGCGACGCGUACACGAUUAUUUUUACACGGAAACGGAACGUAUUGAUUUUUUUUUUUCGUUUCUCGUAAACAUCUACUUGAUGGAUUGUUUUGUUUUAAUUUUUUUUUUUUUUCGUUUUUCACGGGGACCCGGUGAAAUAUAUUAUUUCGAUUUGCACGCACUUGCAGUUCCGUUUUAUCGCUUAGCGGUGACGUACGACUUGACGACGGUAUUUUUUUUUCCCUCGAAAUUACAAAAUACGUAUUUACCUAUACACAUUCGAUGAAACGUAGGUACGUAGAAAACGUAAUUUAAUCAGUCGAUAAAUGUCUCAUUAUUAUAGCACAGUGAUUUUCAAAUUUUUUUUUUUUUCUUAAUCGCGUCUCUUCAUACGUUUUUUGGACACCGAGUUUAUCGUCAUACAUUCAAAACGUGAUCGGUUUUAUCGCAGCCAAUAAGGUUUUAGCGCAUGUUUUAUCCGCUAUUUAAAUGCCGCGGCGGCCGUGAUUUUUGCGCAAUUUACGGUCGACGAUUUUUUUAUCGUUUGAACAAACGACCGCAAAAAAGUUCGGUUUGAGGCUGUCCGCGCCAAAAAGUGAACUGUACACCGCCUCACUAUGCGACCGGAAGACGAACGCGGAUGCGAUAUCACCGGCCGUAUAUCUUUUGAGUUCCUGUGCGUGUGUACGCGAAUUUUCAACGCAAAACGAAUGAAACGUUGUUUAAAACGUAGUGGCGUAAUUUCGUUUUUCAUCAAAAGCACUGCGGUUUUUAACUAACGGCUUUUCGCCGGCUUUGGACUUCGCACGUCGUUGGGACGCGUCAAUAAUAACAAUGUAUGAGGAGGGGUGCAGUUUCAAAGUGAGCGAUUUCCGUGUUCACUAAAUGUUCAGAGUACCGAAAAACCGAACGACUAAAUCUAAAAACGUUUUUAUUCGUACUGAUUUUUCAAAUCUGUCCGUAUAGCUGUUGUGCAAGGACGAUUUGUCGGUAUUUCCUUAGAAAGACAAUAUUUUCUCUUGGUUUUGACGCGAUUUCGAUUGGAGAUUGUACGGUAUGGAGUUAACAAUUGGAUAGUGCUCGCUUUUAAAAAUAACUUCAGGACUGUUAAAUAACUUUUAUUUUAUUUUUAUUUAGUUUAAAGGUUUACAAAAGAAAAAAAAUCGAAAACGUUAACAACUAUCGAUUACAGUUAUUAAAACUAUUCUAAUGGUAAACAUUUAAAAACAUUCGAAAUGAAAAAUAAUAUUUCAAAAAUACUCAAGGUCAAUAAGUAAGUCAAUUUUCACCCCACUGUCAACGAUUUACGGUACAAUAUUUUAUCUAUUUGUGUGACGUUAUCGACGAUGUUUAUAUUAUCAUAAUAUUGAUCAAACCUAUGCACCGGGGAUUCAGUAUUCGAACUUGUACAUACUCACUCUGUUUAACCCAUCUCAAAACAUCCGUCAUUAAAAUCAAAUUUAAACGUCCCCUUAAAUACCGGAAAAAUGAACGCCGAUAUUACUGGAAGGGGGACCACAGCUCCCCCACCCCAGAAUAAGUUCUACGUUGCAUUUAUUUGUAAUGUGCGAGCGAUAAAUACGCAGACGUGUUUUGUCUUUCGACAUUCGUCAACACUGAAAACGCGUUAAUUAAUAUGUUUCUGUUCUAACCGUCUGUGUAUCGAUUGCGUUCGUUAAUGGCGGAAUGAAUUCUUUUGCAGGUGUGGCUGUUCGGGGACUUGCUGUGCUCCGUAUGGUUGGCAGUGGACGUGUGGAUGUGCACGGCCAGCAUCCUGAACCUGUGCGCCAUAUCGCUGGACCGGUACUUGGCCGUCACCCGUCCGGUCCAGUAUCCCAGCCUGAUGACCAGCUUCCGGGCCAAGGUGCUGGUGGUCAUCGUGUGGGUGCUCAGUUUCGUGAUUUGCCUGCCGCCGCUGGUCGGCUGGCGGGACACGCACACUGACGCGGUGGACGACUGGUCACCGGGCGCGCUACAGAACGAGACGAUCGGACUACCGCGUCCGCAACCGCCCCAAGAGGAACCCCUGUCGCCGUGCCCGUGGAUAUGCGAGCUGCCCAACAAAAAGUGGUACGUCGUGUACUCGGCGCUGGGCUCGUUCUACAUACCGAUGUUCGUCAUGCUGUUCUUCUACUGGCGCAUAUACAAGGCGGCCGUGCACACGACCCGGGCCAUUAACCAGGGGUUCCGGACCAUGCGCAGCCGCCGCGCGUUUGGUAACCGGUUCGACGAGCAACGGCUCACGUUGCGCAUACACCGAGGUCGCGGUUCGUCGCUCAAACAGGCCCCCCCGUCCACGACGGGCGCCAUGACGCCCGUCAACGGGGCCGGCGGUGGAUCGCCGGAUAUCAAUAAUAGGCCGCCGAGUCGGCGGCCGUCGGUCCGGCGCAGCAACCACGAGCGGAUCAAAAUUAGCGUCAGUUACCCGAGCUCAGACUGUAUAAGCGCGGCCACGGUGGUGGCGGCCGCGUCCGCCGUCACGGCCAACAACAACCACACGGCCGCUGGGAACACGACCGCGGACGCCAACGGUAACGGCGGCGGUAGCGGUGGUGGCGGCGGUGUUAGUGGUGGUGGAGGCGGCGGCGGUGGCGGCGGCGGCGGGUGUUCGCCGCCCGAGACCCUCAGCCAAAAGUCUCGGAGCUCGUUUUCAUCGACUACGUCGCCGACCAGUUCCAGUCCGCUGUACGCCGUCCACUACACCGCAGCAGAGACGUACCAGCACCAGAGAGUACCCAGCCGGAGCGUUAUCGAAUCGUCUUCCGCGGCCGCCAGUCAGCUCCGCGUUUCCGGCGGAAGUCGAAAGGAGAAUCGGCGGUGCAGCGCGGGAGACACCGCGUCCGCGCACUCGCGUCUCCUGUUAACCUCGUCGUCUUCGACGGGUGACCAACACCAUCACCUCGUCCAUCACCUCCACCACCACCAUCACGGAGGCCGGCCGCCGUCCGGAUCGAUCGUCUCCUGUAACAAGGAGCAGCUGUCGCCGUCGCCGUCGUAUGACGAGUCGGGCGGUGGUGGCGGCGGAAGCGAAAUCCAAUGCGUGAACGAAGGCCAAAGCAGCAGCGAAAUCCGUGGCGGGUCCGGAACCGGUAACAAGUCGUCCAAGCUGUUCGCGUCAAAGAUGAUGGGCGGUGGCAAGCGGAACAUUAAGGCCCAGGUCAAGCGGUUCCGGAUGGAGACCAAGGCGGCCAAGACGCUGGGCAUCAUCGUCGGCGGGUUCAUCGUGUGCUGGUUGCCGUUCUUCACCAUGUACUUGGUCCGCGCGUUCUGCCCGGACUGCAUCCAGCCCACCCUGUUCUCCGUCAUGUUCUGGCUGGGCUAUUGCAACAGCGCCAUCAACCCCAUGAUCUACGCGUUGUUCAGCAAAGACUUCCGGUUCGCGUUCAAACGGAUCAUAUGCCGGUGGUGCUGUUGGGCGUCCGCCGGCGACUCGACGGCAGGCGGACCGGGUGCCGGCGGCCUGACCGUGGCCGACUACGGCCGCCGCAAGGGGUCGGACGGCUCGCAGCUGGGCGGCGGCAGCUACGUGGGCGGCAACGGGUCGUCGUCGCGCCGGAGAUCGUACUGCGUAGUGAGCGGCGGCACCGGCGGCCCGGGGGCCGGCGGUUCGGACGAGUGCAGCGCCCGGAGCAUGCGGCUGCUCCAGUACUCGGACAGCGAGCCGCUCAACGAACCGUGUUCGGACGACCGGUGAUGACCGCGCCGGUACCGCAGUCACGUCCCGCGCGCGCUCGCCGGCCCGUGCGUUUUCGCGUUACGUAUCGUCGGCAUCGGUAACCGUUACUUUACAAUAACGGACGCGAUGGCGAUUGAUAUUAUUAUUAUUAUUAUUAUCAUUAUUAUUAUUAUUAUUAUUAUUAUAUUAUUAUUACGUUACACGCGUUCCCGACGCCCCGUCGUUAUCACUAUUAUUGCUAUUGUAUAACAGAAAUACACAUGUCUUGUACAAUAUAAAUUGAUAAUAUUCGCAUUACGGUUAUUAAUAUUAUUCUGUG
Messenger RNA from Cinara cedri, 60046 nucleotides. NCBI's taxonomy places the organism in Eukaryota, Metazoa, Arthropoda, Insecta, Hemiptera, Aphididae. The record is from the annotation of a GenBank genome assembly.